GUGCUUCCUGAUUCACAGAGUAUAAUGAAGCCAUGGUUAUCGUAAACUGCCUGUUACACCAAUGUGUGCGCUGACCCGGAGACACUAAAUGGUUGCCAGCGCUUUCUCCAGUGUGUAGCGCUCUGUGAGGAUGCCAUAGGAUACAGUGUCUCCUGGAUGCUCCCUAGAGCUUCGCUGAACGCUGCACUGGGACGGCGUCCGAUUAGGACCAAACUCGGUCACCUUUUUUUUUUUAAUCGCUCGCCCAACCGGCGUUUUUUUUGUUUGUUUUUUUAUACUCCAGUGCCAUCAUGAGCUACGAGCAGCGGAGGGGCUGGGGACGGGGCCGAGGGCGUGGGGGACGGGGCCGAGGGCUUUCAUCCCCAGGAGACAGUGAUAAUGCUGGAGGAGGAAGGGAGAAACCUCCGCCUCACCUGCGAGGCCGGGAUAUCGGACUGUGGUAUGCCAGGAGACAGGGCCAGAAGAGCAAAGAGAAUGAGAGGAUGGAGGUAGGCAGACAGGCAGACAGGCUGACCCCCAGGGCACCCCUCACAGUCACCGCCGGACACUGUGUGAAUAGCAAUGUGUGCUGUCACUCUCACUUGUUGCUCUGCAUCAGGAUCAUUACAUUGAACUUCAAUCUAUCCAAUGACUUUAUUUUUUUUAAAUGUAUGCUUAAAGGGACACUCCAGGCACCCAGACCGCUUCUGCCCAUUGGAGUGGUCUGGGUGCCAACUCCCACUACCCUUAACCCUGCAACUGUAAAUAUUGCAGUUUUUUAUAAACUGCAAUAAUUACCUCGCAGGGUUAACUCCUCCUACUAGACAGCCACUAGAGGGCUCUUCCUGGUCCAUAGCACAGGUUUUCUGUGCUAUAGCGUCGCUGGACAUUCUCCCGCUAUGUGAGGACCUCCAACGUUGCUAAUAUCCCCAUAGGAAAGCAUUGAAAAGCAUUUUCAUUGCUUUCCUAUGAAGAGGUCUAAUGCGUGUGCAAGACAUUGCCGCGCAUGCGCAUUAGGUCUCCCCCUCCGGUGGACGGGAUCAGGAGCAUGGGCGGAGGAAGAAGCAGCGACGAGGGACAUCGUCGUUGCCUUUGGUAAUUGACUGAAGGGGUUUUCACCCCUUCAGCAACAUGGGAUGGGGGGUGCGAGGGAGAGGAAACCUGCAGUGCCAGGAAAACGGAUUGUUUUCCUGGCACUGGAGAGUCCCUUUAAUGAAGAUGUUCUGGUGUCUACAGCAUGUCCCUGCAGGCUUUUCAAUGUAACAGGCAGUGCUUACAUUACUGCCUAGUAACAGCUCCAGUGGCAGUGACUCAGACAGCCACUAGAGGCGCUUCCUGGGUAGGUGCUGCACAAUGUGCACUAACAUUCUGCGUCUUCACGCACUGCAUGGAGGUGCUAAACGUUUCUCAUAGAGCUAAAUUUACUCAAUGCAUCUCUAUGAGGAGAUGCUGAUUUGCGCAGCAUGGCCUUUUUUGACGUGCAUGUCCAAUAGCCUUCCGAUGCUUUUCUUUGGGAAAGCAUUGGGUUGGCUGAAGUUUGAUGAUCUCAGCCAAGGAGGUGAAGCAGAAAGUCAGUGGAGAUUUAUACCUUUUUUAACCAGGGAUGAAGGGGGACAGAGACCUAAAUGGAGGCUUCAAAACUAUAGUGUCAGGAAUGCAUGUUUGUAUUCCUGACACUGUAGUGUUCCUUUAAAGAGAAGUGAAUGCUUCUCACAGACAGCAUCUACAUUGGGUUAUAUACAGACAGAAAAUAAACAAAUGUGUAUCUAAUGUAAUUUAUUCAAAAUUGGCAUUAAAGAUACCAUCUGCAUUGUAUCUGCACGUUAUUUUUUCUUUUAACCAAUACUCCUGUAGAAAACAUAAUUGAGACACACAUUUAGUGUUUUUGAUAAGUGACUAUUGUUAUGGACAGCUCGCCUUAAUUUGUGCCUUGUCAUAAUAAGAAAACUAAUCUGUAUAGUAGCCAAUUAUGGAUUUUGGUUCACAGAUGCUGUCCCUGUACUGGCGAUGUUUACAUUUGUUCAAGUACAGGUCUCUAGUGGCUGUCAACAGUCUUCACAUUCAUCAUGUACAGCAUGAUGACGCCGAACAUAAACAGUGCCUCUCAUGGAGAAGCAUUGGAUUCAAUGCCUCUGUAUGAGACACAUUUGAUUCAAUGCUUCUGUAUAGUAUCAAGACAAGCUUUAUAGUGAUUUUUAAACUUUUCGAACAUACCACAAUGUUUACAUUUGACUGAGAACAUGCCUCUUGUGGCUGUGAGGCUAACAGACACAAGUAGAUUUUUGAUUUUUAAAUGUCUUCACUAUGCUCCCAGUAUUUCUUAUAGAGAAACAAUUGCUUGGUGAAGUAUGUUAUUGCCUUGCAUGCAUCCUAUGCCUUCAGCAUUGGAUUGGACAAAAGUUAUCAGAACCAAUGACAUCACUGUAGAAAAAGCAACUGCAUAGUGGAGAUUGGCCUAGCACUAGAUUACAGGAAAGUUAUUAUUUUUUUUAAUCUUUAAAGGGGGGGGGGCUAGUAAUGUAAAUAAAUACAAUACUCUUACAUUUAAAAUACAUUUAUGUUUAAUGCAAGUAUUCCUUUUAUAACUUUAGAGGAAUAUUACUAGGAUGGAAAGGUAUACGAAAACCAAACAAAUAAGCAUUUGUAUUCUAAAACAUUUAAAAUGUCAGUUCAGUCCGCUUCAAAUAAUUUUAAACAAACUGACAAAUUGCAUAUAGCGGUACCAACUGAAGCAACAUGUGUGUUUUUUUUUUGUUGUUGUUUUUUUUUUUUUUAGAGGGCUGUUGUACGAAUGGAUGAAUCCAGAGAGGAACAUAUCACACGAUUACUCAAUGCUGUGCAGACUACGAAUAACAGUGAGAAGCACACGCAGCAUGAAGAAUCCUGGUGGUCUACUGAAGAUGAAAGGUACACUAUUGCUCAAACUUUCUUGAGCUUAAAGGGUUACUCCAAGCACUAUGACCACUUCAGUAAUUGGAAGUGGUCAUAUUGCCUGGAAUCUGUAAGCGCAGUGUUUCAUUUUAAAUUGCUGUAUUAUUAUUUUAUUUAUAUAACGCCAGCAAAUUCCGUAGCGCUGUACAAUGGGACAUACUAUGUUUAACCCUUUUGCUGCUGGAGAUGUAACUUCACCUCUAGAAGCGAGAUUCGAUUCCCAUUAGCCAGCCCAGAGCUGUUGGCUAAUGUCAGUUAUGUGCAUAUUCCUAUGCACAGACUUGCAUUCAUUGGCUGAGAGCGCUGAGGUGACGCUCUCAGCCAAUGGUAGGCUGGCGGAUCAACCUCCAUCCCCCACACCAAGCUUCUGAAAUUUUUUUUUUUUUUUUACCUGUGCAGUUCUCAAUAUAUCAAUCGUUUUUCUCACUUACAAUAUUCUAAGAGGAGAAUAUAGAAUGUUGUAACAAUUUAAUGCCUAAAAUGUUUAUGAAGUUCUCAUAUCUUUUUAUAACACACCUGUUCCAGUAUUAAAAUGGUUUAUGUUUUCAGUGUUCUACAUUCCAAGCAAAAGCAGAAUUUUAUAGCAAAUUAGUAACACAUUAUUGAGAUGUUAUAACAAAUAUAUAACAUUAGGAAGAUCAGUGAACUCUCACACUAAUUGUACAAAAAUUAUUACUGCUCGGUAUGUACACACAUUUUCUUCUUCUUUUAUUGCCUUAGUUUUCCCCAAUUACCCAUGUUGCCCAUAACAUAAUGCUCAGCCUUUUCAGUUCACUUUACUAUGUUUCACCAUAGAAUACAUAAGCGUCCUAUAAACUAAAUACACCUAGUUAAUGUAAUAUAUUCUAAUUGGUGGUUUACUAUACCUUUUAAAACUGCUCUGGCACCUUCUUUGGGUCUUCCAUAUUUUGCAAGGAACCAUGAUGCUGACAUCGCCACUCUCGGUUAGGAGGCCUGAGGGAAGCAUGGGUAAGUUAUACUUAUCUGUUAAUGUCCCUCGUGGGCACCACCAUCUUCAGGCUUCAUGCCCCAGAAGCAUACUUCAGUGUUGUAUUCAUGUGCAGGAGUACAACAUUGAUAUCUAUGGAGCAUAUUGUGAGACCGUGGGAGCCUUCAUAGAUAUUGUCUCAUGAUGAGUUAGACAAUGUCUUAUUUCAACAGCUUUCACUGGUGACAGCUGGGGAAACUGACAGAAGAUCACAAAACGAGGAGAUACAUCACAGAUGUAGCUCCUCGUCUUGUCAACUGGAUACUUUACCAUAAGACAAAGUAAGCCCUACAUUUUCUCAAUGAUAUAUUUUGACUGCAUUGGAAUUUGAAUGAAGGUCUUUAUGAGCAAUUUCGCAAACAUUGUAUCUCUAUGAAGUGCACAAAUGAUUUAUUUUACUUAUUUAAAUUAAAUGUAUAAUAAUAUAUCUGCGUUUCUACAGUCAAUAAAUAAGGGGUGGGGUUUCUGCAUGAGAAGUGCACUGUGAAAAGUCAAUCAGACUUGCCUGGAUCAAUAUUUCAGUCUCAAACUGAAGCUGAUCAAUAUUCACAUUUUACUGUUUAUAAGCAAUACAGUCCCAUAGAGAAUGCAAUUUGUUUUUAGGAUCAGGUAGACAAGAUACAUUUCUAUUAUUAAAUAUGCAAUCUGCUUACAUAGAUUACUCUGAUUUAUAGUAAUAUUAUUGUUUUAAAUGAAUUUAUAACUUAGAAACAUGGUUUGGGGGAAUCACCAUUGAGCUUGAUAUUGUCCUUAGUUUAUUCUUCUCGCACACAUGCAUUUCUAAUUAUGCAGAUCUAUUUUUAUUUUUAUUCAACCUGUUUAUUGUUUUUUUAGGAACGACCCUAGUCCUCCACCAAGACGAGCAACUGUUAACAGUGAGAAGCACAAAAUUUUCAGUCAAGAAAAUGAAUCCAGUAAUGAUCUAGACAGACAGCUGAUAGAGGACCUUCUAAAGAAGAGAACAGACUAUCGAUAUCUUGAAAUGCAGGUGCUUAUUUGUAUCAUACACCAUUACGGAGGCAUAUUGCUGGUUCAUGGACACCUACCAUAGUUUUGGAUGCCUACUGUUGUGUCCCUACUUCUCUUUUCUCUGUAAUGUCUUUCUCUCCAAGCCAAAUACCCCCAGUGCCAACAAAUCACAUAAAUGCUUUAUUAUCCUUUAACCCUUUAAGGACACAUGACAUGUGUGACAUGUCAUGAUUCCCUUUUAUUCCAGAAGUUUGGUCCUUAAGGGGUUAAAGGUAGUGCUGGUCCUUGGAUGGCAUUGUUCAUUUUUUUUAUUGUUGAGCUCACUCUGUUUGUAAGAAUACUUAAGAUCGAUCAGUACCAGUAAGUUGCCUUUUCCUAGCAUAUAGUGACAGUACACAUGUGAUGUUCUUACUUGUACUGGACUAAACCAAGACAGCUUGUUCUUUUCACUCCAUAAAUUGCCAUCCAGUCACAGACUACACCAGUUCUUACUUGUGCUGCGAGCAGGACGGACGGGCUGCUCGGUCUUUUGCAAGUAUUGGUGAAGCACCACCCCAGGUGGUAAGCUGCAUGACGCCGGCCUCCAAACCCUUUGGGGAUAUGGAACACCGUAACAAGUUCCUCUUAUAUGGCCACGUUUCCGGCGAAGCAGUAAUUUAUCUUUUGGUUAUACAAAGAAAAGGCCAAAUUUGUGAGUAAUGCAGAGCUGGCUUCUAGUGAUAAAUUAAUUAUUUUAAGUAACGAGCGGGAGCUCGGUUUUUAUGAUCCUUUUUUUUUUUUUUUUUUUUUUGGCUUUUUCCCACCAGCUUUUAUAGUGUUCUUGAUUGUAUGGACUCCAGUAUAUAGUAACCGUAAAACUGACCUGUAUGAUUUAUUGAGUGCAAAGAGGGAAUGUCUGCAAAUAUUGCCUCUAGCUCUGAAAGAUUCCUAGGAUACAAGAAGAGACUUUCAAAAUGGAACACACAGCAGCAGUAUUACAUGCCUUAUUACUGCCAAUAUGUUUUUUAGUGAAUUAAUGUUUUUUGUUUUGUUUGGUUUUCUCCCAUUAGAGAUUUCGGGAAAAAUUGCCUUCCUUUGGCAUGAAAGAGGUAAGAACAUAUUAGAUAAUCAUAGUCUUUAGUCUCAGUUUGCAAAAAAGUUUUAGAGAGCAGUAGUUUAGACGAUCUACACAGGCUUCUUUAUUCUUUUUGUUUUAGGAGAUAAUGAAAGUUGUAAAUUCAAACCAAGUGACCGUUAUUAGUGGAGAGACUGGCUGUGGGAAGACCACUCAAGUCACACAAUUUAUUUUAGAUGACUACAUCAACAAGAGUAAAGGAUCUUCAUGUAACAUUGUAUGCACCCAACCAAGGAGGAUCAGCGCCAUUUCAGUAAGUUAACAAAUACCUUGGAUAUUUUGUGGAUGUAUGUUUUACCUCUUUAUUGUCUGUGCUAAGAGGUGCUACUGCCUCAUACAACCUUUGAUAUACACAUAUUACAGGCAACAGGCAGAGGUAUAAAUUACAAAUAUGACAGCGGCACAUCCUCCCUACACCUAGAAUACCACAUAUAAAAACAUAAAAUGUGUUGGCGGAUAAAAAAACAUUUGGCCUAUCUAGUCUGCCCAGUUUUCUAAAUACUAUCAUUCGAAUGUACCUUACCUUAAAGGGAUUCUGUAGUGCCAGGAAAACAAACCCGCUUUCCUGGCACUGUAGGCUCCUACACUGCUUGCAACCCCUUUAGUCACUUACCUAAAUCCAGCACCGAUGUCUCUCGAUGCUGGGUCAGGCUCCACCCCCGUCAGCCGGCGGGGGAGACCUAAUUUGCAUGCGCGGCAAUUGCCGCGCUCGCAUUAGGUUUUCUCCAUAGGAAAGCAAUAUUCAAAGCUUUCCUAUGGGGGAAAAAUGUGACGCUGGAGGUCCAAUGCAGAGCGUGAGGACGUCCAGCGUCCGAUAAUGGACCAAAGGUCCUUUUCGAUUCUGGAAGUCCCUGUAGCGUCUGUCUGAUAGAAAGCCACUAGAGGUACAGUUCACCCUCAGAGAUAAUUAUUGCAGUUUCUCAGAAAUUGCAGUAAUUACUAUUGCAGGCUUAAGGUACAUGGGACAUUGCACCCAGACCACUUCAGUGAGCUGAAGUAGUCUGCCUACAGUGUCCCUUAAGUCUAGGAUAGCCGUAUGCCAAUCGCACGCAUGCUUAAACUCCUUACUUUGUUAACCUCUACCGCUUCAGCUGGAAUACUAUUCCAUGUGUCCACUACCCUCUCAGUACAGUAGUACUUCCUGAUAAUAUAAAACUUUUGCCCCUCUAAUUUAAGACUGUCCUCUUGUGGUAGUUUUUCUUCUCUUAAAUAUAGUCUCCUCCUUUACUGUGCUGACUCACUUUAUGUAUUUAAAUAUUUCUAUCAUAUCCCCCCUGUCUUAUCUUUAAUUCAAACUAUACAUGCUAAGGUCAAGCCAUGGAUUUACCAUGGAUUCAGAUAUCUCUACAGGUACAAAUUAAACACAGAAUUACAGAACAUGCAGUGCCAAAAGCUAAAGAGGCUAAGUAAAGUGUUUUUGUGUUUACUUACUAAAACUAUAGCAUCUCAAAAUGCUUAGCAUUGUUCAAAUACUGUGAAAUGCAUGCAGUCUGCAUUCAUUCACUCUGUUGACAUUCUAGGGAUUUAUUUCUCACAAUGUAAGAGUGAUAUUUAUUGAUUUCACUAAAUUGGGCCUAAUCCUCUAUAUGUUAAUGCAUGGUAAACGUGUUUUUUUUUCAUUCAUAAAUAUUUAUGCCACCUUUCCUCCAAAAAGAGGUAUAUUUGUAAUUUCCAGUGACCUAGCUUAUAAUGGUCCAUCUGUGGCUUGCUCAGCAUCACAAUCUAUUGUUUACAACAUAUGGCAUACAUGUCUUCAUUCCCUUUAGAAGUCAAGAUAUCAUAUUCUGUUCAUUGUGUAUAAUAUACAGUAUAUAUGUAUUUAGUUAAGCACUCGAAAUGGUUAAUGUUGUUUAACAUAGGUAGCAGAGCGCGUGGCAGCUGAAAGAGCAGAGGCCUGUGGAAGAGGAAAUAGUACAGGCUACCAAAUUCGUCUUGAAAGGCAAGUGAUGGUUGUUUCAUUCGUGCCCAAAUGGUUUUUGUAUAAAUUCCCUCUUCACAACAAAUUUCAAUAUGUAUAUUAAAGUUCUGGGUCUAUUAUGUAUUGUACUGCUCUCUGCGUUCCUGAGAAAACUAUUUAAAAUGUAUGAUAUUAAACUUGUCCACAACUAUUUUGGGGGGUAGCUGAACUAUUCUUGUAGCUUUUAGAGUUUAAAUAAGAAAUGGGGGUGUGGACAAAAGCAACACAAGUACAGAUCUGUUUUAUGGGCUUCAAAAUCACUUCAAAGCUAUAACAUUGUUUGUGAGAUCGAGACUCAAUGUAUGCUCAGUUACUAAUGGUGAAUUUAAUGAAACUAGAAUCUUGUUGGUGACGUAUCCCUUAACAUUUUAUGUGAGGAGGAAGCAAUUAUCGACCAAAAUAUUAGAUGUACCAUUGUCACCUUUUGGCAUUGAAAAGUUUUCGGUCUUCAUAAUACAUUUUGUGUCAGUUUGGAUGUUUUGUUUCCUACGUUAUUUUUCUCUCUAACAUACUCUGUUCUUUUUCUCAUUGAUAGCCAGUUACCACGGAAACAAGGCUCUAUUCUAUACUGUACAACUGGCAUAGUGUUACAGUGGCUGCAAUCAGACCAGUAAGUGCUUAACUGUUAAAGAUAAUUUGGUUUGCCAGUAGACUAAGCAUUUUCACAUGUGACUUUCUUGUUUCAGGAACUUGGGCAAUGUCAGUCACCUUGUAAUAGAUGAAAUCCACGAGAGGAAUCUGCAAUCUGAUGUUCUAAUGGCGAUCAUUAAAGAUCUUCUUAUCCGUCGGAAAGAUCUGAAAGUCAUAUUGAUGAGUGCCACUCUAAAUGCAGAGAAGUUUUCACAGUAUUUUGGUAAGUCACAUAUUUGAUCUAUGAAACUUUCAUUUAAAAAGAUCUGUUGAUCCUGUCCCCUUAACAGCUUAUUGAUCACCUCAAAUGCAUUCUGGAUUAAAGCGGCUGUGUCACAGACAAACUAUUUUUCUUUUCAAUCUCCGCCAACCCCCCUUAUUGUUCAACCCCUAGCCUUUCCAUCAUUCUUUUCUCCCUUAUCACCUCCCUUUACCUCAAAUUUGGAUAAGCUUCGCUCGAUUCUUUUUCAUGGUACCGCCAUCUUGUAAGUACUGAUAUUGACGUAACAUCAAAGUCUUCCUCUAUCCAGAGUAUGCUACGGCACUGAAAUAAUACAAGAAGGUGAGGCAAUGAAUGUAGGCCAGGACAGGACCAAGUGGAGCUUAGUUAAGGUUCACCCUUUUGUCACAGUUGUCAAGCAUAGGAAAAAUACAUAAGACAAAGUAGCCUCUAUGUUUUAAAAGAGAAAUAGAGUAGAAAUUAAGCAAAGAUUUGGAAAGAGGAAGGGUAAGUUUGAGGUGACUGUCACUUUAACACUCUUAGUUGCAAUCAUUCUAUUUGAACACUUUGUUUGUAACUGAACUUUGUUUGAAAUACAGUGCCUUGUUGAAUAUGCAUAUUUUUAACAAUUCUUUUUUUGAGGAGUGGGGGUUAAAUCAUGCAAAUCCAUAACCAGCUACUACAAAAAAGUAAUUUAUGUUGUAUGACUGAUAAAGCUUCUGAAUGUAAUAUUUAUUUUAAAACAUGUCCACAUUUACAUUUGUAUAUCUUUUCAUAUACUCAUUCUUGACACAUUUUCUAAACGUAAACAUUUAUGAGUACUAUUUCUCAAUAGAGAUGUCGCGAACCGUUCGCGAACUUCCCGUGAACUGCUCGCCGCGGUUCGCCACGAACCGUUUGCGGCGAGCUCCGGUCGGCUGACACAUCCCGGCCAAUCUCCAGCAGACCCUCCCUCCCAGACCCUCCCACCUCCUGGACAGAAUCCAUGUUGAAGCUGCGGGAAGUUCGCGACAUCACUAUUUCUCAAGCAGUAAAUGAGUGAAAAAAAUAUAUAUUUCUGUGCCUCAUGAAAGGUGAAUUGUGACCUAUUAUCCGAUUUAAUCAUGUUUAUUUCAAAAUAUGUGAUAUAUUAUAUGUGGCUUUGUCCUCUACAGACAACUGCCCAAUGCUGCAUAUCCCUGGAUUUACAUACCCUGUGAAAGAGUACCUCCUGGAAGAUAUCAUUGAAAUGUUACAGUAAGUAUGUCACUGAGCUUUUUUUUAAUGUUCUAUCUAAAUUGUAAAAGCUAAACUGUUAAUUUCGGAGUUGUCCUGACUAAAGAAUACUAAUAAAAAAAAUCAAUGAAGACUUUAUGGUCAGGAGAGUGCUGCUUACAUACAAGUGAGGACUUGAGAUGUUUUGAGUUUCAAGGGAAAAAAGUGUGUGUGCUCUUAUUUGAAAAAUGUAAGUGUGUGUGUGUGGACUGAAAUGUUGACAGAUCAAUAAAGGAUUUUUCUAUACACUUAAAGGACCACUGUAGGCACCCAGACCACUUCAGCUCAAUGAAGUGGUCUGGGUGCCAAGCCCAUCUAGGGUUAACCCUGCAGCUGUAAACAGCAGUUUCAUAAAAACUGCUAUGUUUACAUUAGGGUUAAUCCAGCCUCUAGUGGCUGUCUCAUGACAGGCGCUAAAGGCGCUUCUGCGCUUCUCACUGUGAAAAUCACAGUGAGAAGAUGCUGACGUCCAUAGGAAAGCAUUGAGUAAUGCUUUCCUUUGGACUGAUUGAAUGCGCGUGGGUCUUGCCACGCAUGCGCAUUCAGCGCAGACGUCAGAAGAGGGAGGAGAUUUCCCCAGCGCCGAGGGAGCCCGUGAUUAAUCCCCUUCCUUCCCCUUCAGCCCGGCGGGAGUGGGACCCUGAGGGUUGGGGGGACUUAAACGAGUUUGUUUUCCUGGCACUAUAGUGGUCCUUUAAGAAGUCCAGUGAGUGUGCUCUUAUAUGAAAAACUUUGUUUAUUUAUAUAUAUAUAUAUAUAUAUUUUUCAUAUAAGCACACACUCACAGGACUUAAGUGUAUAGAACAAUCCUUUAUUGAUCCGUCAACAUUUCAGUCCUCCCUCAAGACAAAGUACAAAAAAAACACGCAAUACUCUUUAAACGUUUAAGUAGCCUGGAAAAUGUAAAAAACCAAACAGACUGUGAAAAAGAGACCAUGUGGCCUCAAGAUAAACAUCCUCUGUGACUUGGAAGCGCAAUAAAGCAAUAAUUUAAAACCACAUAUAUAAUUGAAAAAACUAUUACAGAGUCACCAUAUAAACUAUCACCUUAUGAACAAGUGUAUAUGAAAAUAUCACUACCACAAUAUCUCGCAAACAAUAAUACAUAACUGUGUACAUCAAGUUACAAAGCGAAGCAGAGCUCAGGGAAACAGGACAUGUAAACACAACAUUUCAAAGUAUAUUAUCUUAUAAUAACAUAAUUUAUAACCUGUAAAUUAAGCAUCUCUAAGUCUAAGUAUAUACUCCCCAUCCAUAAGAAAGUAUAAGCUUGAGCAGUGGACAUACAUAUACAGCAAUCGAUACUUCAAAUAAGAGCCAGUAACUUAUAUCCCAGGCACGGGAGGCCUAUAAUAAAGAAUACUUUAAGCAUACCUGAAAAUUCAUAACUUUCGAGCAAAGGAAUCAGAAAACUGAUCACUUGUAGAUAGAUCCCCUUGAAAGUGGAGAGGGAUGAUGAUGUCAGUCACAUAACUCUGAAUUUCUAGUGCCCGAAUGAAAUAAAAUACAGCAGGCUCCCUCCUACAGGGGAAGAUCACACUGCUAAAAAAAAUACCUAAGUCCCACAAAAAUAUGUAUACACAACAGCUCAGACCAACUAAACCGUGCAAUAUGUACAGAAAAGUAUGCAAAAAACAAACAGGAGGCAGUAAAACAAGUCAUUUCUAGAUAAACUUCACCUGCAGGGGGAGGUGAUGUCAGACACAGAACUAUAGAUUUCUAGUGCUCUAAUAAAAUUAACUACAGGCAAUCUCUCCCUGCAGGGGGAGAAAAAAGAAAAAUGACUUAAGCCCCACAAAAGUAUGUUUACAAAGGCCCAGUUUAACUAAAUAAUGCAACAAACAAACAGGAAUAUGCCAAAAAAAAAAAGUAGCAUGCAAUGAUGAGAAAACUAAAAACAAUACAUUUUUGGGUUAGAAAGCUAGUUACAUAGCUGAAAAGAGACUUGCGUCCAUCAAGUUCAGCCUUCCUCACAUUUGUUUUUUGCUGUUGAUCCAAAAGAAGGCAAAAACACCCAGUUUGAGGCACAAUUUUGCAACAAGCUAGGAAAAAAAUUCCUUCUUGACCCCAGAAUGGCAGUCAGAUUUAUCCUUGGCUCAAGAAGUUAUUAUCCUAGAUUGAAAGAUUAUAUCCUUGAAUAUUCUGUUUUUGCAAGAAUGCAUCUAGUAGCUGUUUGAACAUCUGUAUGGACUCUGAUAAAACCACUUCUUCAGGCAGAGAAUUCCACAUCCUGAUUGUUCUUACAGUAAAAAAAACCUUUCCUAUGCCUUAGACGAAAUCUUCUUUCUUCCAGUCUAAACGUAUGGCCUCGUGUCCUAUGUAAAGUCCGGUUAGUGAAUAGAUUUCCACACAAUGGUUUGUAUUGGCCCCGAAUAUAUUUGUAUAAUGUUAUCAUAUCCCCUCUCAGGCGACGUUUUUCUAAACUAAAUAGGUUUAAAUUUGUUAACCUUUCUUCAUAGCCGAUAUGUUCCAUUCCUUUUAUUAAUUUUGUAGCCCGCCUCUGCACUUUUUCUAGUGCCAUAAUAUCCUUCUUUAGAACAGGUGCCCAAAAUUGCACAGCAUAUUAAAUAUGGGGUCUUACCAGUGAUUUAUAAAGAGGCAAAAUGAUAUUCUCGUCCCGAGAAUGAAUGCCCUUUUUCAUGCAUGACAAUACCUUACUGGCCUUGGUCACUGCUGAUUGACAUUGCACAUUGUUGCAUAGUUUGUUGUCUAUAACAAUUCCCAAGUCCUUUUCGUGUGUUGUUAUCCUUAAUUUGCUUCCAUUAAGGGUAUACGUUGCUUGUGUAUUCUUUACGCCGAAGUGCAUAACUUUGCAUUUUUUCAACAUUAAAUUUAAUCUGCCAUUUGAGUGCCCAGUCCCCCAGUCUAUCUAAAUCCCUCUGCAGCAAAGUAAUAUCUUGCUCACAUUGUAUUAUUUUACAAAGUUUAGUGUCAUCUGCAAACACUGAAACAUGACUUUCAAUGCUGUCUUCAAGAUCAUUUAUAAACAUGUUAAAUAGAAGGGGUUCCAGAACAGACCCCUGAGGGACACCACUUGCCACCUCUGUCCAGCUUGAAAAUUUACCAUUAAUGACAACUCUUUGUACUCUGUUUUUAAGCAAUCAAGUGAGUUUGACAUGACUUGUGCUUCAUAAAACCGUGCUGAUUUUUGCUGAUAACCAUGUUCUUCUCAAGGAAUUCUUGAAUAUUAUCCCUUAAUAACCUUUCAAAUAUUUUACCAGCUACAGAAGUUAAGCUCACAGGUCUAUAAUUUCCAGGCAAGGAUUUUGAACCCUUUUUGAAUAUAGGAAUCUGCCUUUCUCCAAUCCUCCGGAACACUUCUUCUUGUUUGAACCAUGUGGUGAAAGUGUAUUCAAAGUGAAAAUCCAAAAAAACCUCUCUAUGAAGUAGUUCAUUGUUCUGGUCACCCUUGGGGGGACAUGAUCAAUCCCCAUAAAGUCCGCAAAGGUAGUUGGUGUCCUACUUCAAAGAAAUGUCUGGCCACUGGGGCGGCAUUCCUAGGGUUCAUGUAGGCAUUCCAAAUAGAGGACCUAUGGUUACAAAACUUUUUUUUUCCUUAGGUCAUUUUAGGUCUUGCUCACAUGCACCAGUCCAUAUGGGUAUUGUAUCCUUUAGACUACAUAUUUUGUGGUACACGUGAUACGAUGUCAAAUCUUGUAUUCUUUGUCAGAGUGUGGAUGAUGAACUGUUCUACCUGAAGUCAUAUAUUUGCAGGUGGUGUAGCCCAGACAUCUGUAGCAUCUGUUUUGACAUUAGCAUUAGAUAAAUUACAUGGGUAAAAUUGGUUGUUGUGAACCAGUAUAUCAAGUAGAUUAGUUCCCCUUUUGUAGCAAGUCAAGGGUGGUCUGCAAAAUAUUUAUGGUAAUUUCUUCUCCUUUAGUAAAUUACAGGCACUCCUCACUUACCGAGUUGUAGAAUAAAUUGGUCCGUAAGUGAGGAGUUAAGAAAUUCCCUGCUCUGCUGCAUUCUUCCAUGUUCGGGGAAAUGUCCCUGAACAUACACGAAUGCAACAGAGCAGGGAAUCCCUCUAAUCUAUGCGCGGGGAAAUUUCACUGCUCUGUUGCGUUCGUCUAUGUUCGGGGAAAUGUCCCUAAAUAUAGAUGAAAAAAUGGUAGGUCGCAAAACGAGGACCACCUGUACCACAAUUAAUCAAAAUAGCUUUAGACACAGCAUCACCAUUUGGUUUUAAAAGUCUGAGGGAAAAUAAUUCUAGAUGGUUUCUGCUCAUCAGUUAAUUCAAUUUCUGCUGAUUUUUUAUUUAUUUUUUCUAGAUUUGCUGGAAAGCCCUAUAUAAAAUAUAGGUCUUGCACCCUCUGUCUUACUAUUGUACAUCAUCUGAAUCUGUGAUGCACAUUUACCUGCAUCCACAUUAUUUCUCAAAACCAUGAGAAAUUGGGAGAUAGGAAUUGAUUCCUUUUGAGCUCCUGGGGUGGCAACUAGUACCAUGCAGAAAAGUGCUGUGAUCUGUGGGUUUAGUGUAGAGACUGUAUAACUGUUAGAUUUAGGAACUCCAUAAAGCCAGGACUGAAUUUACAUGUGAAUCUAAUUGGAGCAUGUAGGGUAUUGAGCUUAUCACACAUCCAGGUUAAUUGUAAUUUAGUACCUGUCCAAAUAAGAAACCGGUCAUCGGGGCGUGGCCGGACGUCGAAUGGAGCUGGCAGCACAUUGAAAGAGCUCCGCAGCUAAGGGCUCCUAAACGCGGCUAAAACCCACUAUUACCGGCUCGUACCCGACUCCCAGACUCGGGUCACGAUGUCCCAACACCGCGCAAAGAAAUGUGUGGACACGAAAGACAAAGCCGCCUUUUUCGCAGCCCGAACUCCACACCUCAAGCAGGCUGAAACACAGGCCCAAGAUGGCGCCGAGGCUGAACUCCAUGCGGACUUUGCCGACACACACGAGGCAAGCGCGGACACCCCGCUAACCCCGAAUUUACUGCAAAAGAUGUUAGACGCAGCGGUCCUGAAAAUGCAGGCAACAUUCACAUCGGCCCUGGCUAAAAUUAAUAACGAGAUCACCGACCUGGACGCACGAGCCUCCCAAUUAGAGGAAAAAAUGGAAGUAACUGCCACAGCCCAUGCAGCUAUCGAAGACAGACUAGAGGAUAUCGAAAGGAGACUGUCUCUACAUGAAACCAAAAUCACAGAUGCAGAAGACAGGUCUCGCCGCAACAAUAUCAGGCUCAGAGGGGUCCCAGAGGAUGUGGAAGCCCAGGACCUAACGGCCUUCAACAUGGAGCUGUUCCGCGCGGUCUUGCCAGACAUACCCGCAGACAUGCUCUUAUUAGACCGCAUCCACAGAAUCCCGAGACCGCAACACUUACCAACAACCGUGCCACGAGACGUGCUCAUGCGGCUCCACUAUUACCACACAAAAGACCAAAUCCUCCGUGCACACAGAACUAGGAAAGACCUGCCUGAUAAAUUUAAACCUAUCCUCCUCUUUACGGACCUGUCGGCGGAGACACUCCGGCGGAGAAGAUCCUUCAAACCAGUAGCAGAGGCCUUAAGACACCACCGCAUUCCCUACAGAUGGGGCUAUCCAGCGAAACUCCUCAUCACCAAAGGAGGGAAGCAACUCAUAGCCGCCUCACCGAAAGAAGGCCUGGAGCUGCUGCAUAAAUGGGACAUAGCCCCAAACCUACAAACACCAGGCCUGCGCAAGACACAGAAUAUCGACGGCCGUCCUCAGCGACAACGGCGAGCUACCUCCAGGGACGAUGACCACUAACCAUAUCAGGAAUAGCAAGUGUUUUUACUUUCUUUAAAACCUAAAACAUGUUUGGCUAUAGAUUGAUGUUAAAAAUGAUUGCUGGCUAGAAUAACCACAUCCCAAAAGGUUGACAAAUUGCAGGUGACCUCUAUUUACUGUAAAACAUAUACAAAAAAAAAAAAAAAGUUUUUCUUUAUAUAUUGCAGGAACAGAGUAAGAUACAAAUUAAGUGACAAGACUAAUGAUCCACAGGAUCAGCCACAUUUAACCUCCCCGUGGCAAUUGACUUGAAACGACCCCUAGAGACCACGUAGGUAGUCAAUAAUGUAGGGGCUUUCGUGCACCGAUUAAAGGCUUUAGAGGCCUGCUGACGCCCCAAUGUUAAUCUCCCUAACGCCUACUCCCUCUCUAUUUCCUUAGAGAGCCCUCCCGAGUAUAUGAUUGUACUAGACUACUUGCGGUUAAGUUUGCUGGAUCACCAUGUAAGUUUAAGUGGUGUCAAUCUCUCAUAGCCCACCUCUGCCAGAAUGGAGGAAGCGAUGUAACAACUGCAACCUGUAUAUAUGUUUAAUUGUGUUUUUACUGUUUCCAUGCACCUGUCCGACGCACCCAAAACGCGCCCAGGCACACCCAGAGAGGCCGCAACUAUUCCCACAGCAACCCUAAUGGCGGGGACAAAACCACCAAAAUGUUAGCAAAGUACCGCCCCCCCCGAUAAAUAGAUCACCAUGCCGAUACGACAUGCAGAUUAGAGGGCCCUAUGAGCAAAAUACCCCCCGUAUUGCCCACUACGACUCAAGCCAUAUGUGCCACCCUAUUUGCCUAUACCGGGGCGCUCACCCAACAACCCCCCCUCUGCAGCGGCACCCUAAGACAGGGCGAGAACCAAGCGCACCCACACACUUGCUAAACUAACAUAUUUACGGGUGGGGCCUGCACAAGGUAGGCCCUAGAUAGCUGUCAGCUGGAUUCGACCCGACUGCACUACCCCCGCUUGAGAAGUGCCCUCCCCGGCACAUACCCCCGAAAGUACCCUUUGUAUAUUAAAUUUUUUUUGUAAAGUUUACUGUUUAACCAUACACCCCCAGGUUUUAAUACCCUACCCCUACUGUUAGCCCCCGCCCCUGGUACCAACACCCGACCCAACCUAGACCUCACAAAUUAUACGAAAGGGUCUUCCUGAGACGCAAACAAAGGCACCGACCCCCAAUUCAGAACCUUCAUCUCUGCACCAACCCAAGUGACCUACCACUGGUCACGACAAUGAAAAUAUAUACCCACAAUGUGAGAGGCCUAAACGCGCCCCAUAAGAGAUACAAUCUCCUCAAAGAGAUCCGAACUUCACAAGCAGACAUCAUAUGCCUGCAAGAAACCCACUUCAAACAUGGCUCUAAACCCAUCCUUGGGCUUAAACAUUUUCCCUACCAAUAUCAUGCCACGUCCCCAUCUAAAAGCAGAGGAGUGUCGAUCAUGGUGAGCCACACCUUGGCCUUUGACCUAGUAACAACCCAGAUAGAUCCGCAAGGAAGGUAUAUCAUUCUCAUCUGCACGCUAAACAACAACACAUACACAAUAGUCAACUCUUACUUCCCAAACGAGAACCAACCCCAAUAUAUGGCCACGCUACUAGAUAAGAUCGAGAAAAUACAGAUGGGCACCCUAGUUCUCUGCGGGGACUUUAACCAUAUCCUCGACCCUGUGGCAGACUCCACAGCCACACACACACAAGAGGAAAAAGGCCCUACACAAACAAUGCAUCUCUCUGCACAAAACACUAGCAUCAUAUGGGCUUUACGACGCUUGGAGAACCCUCCACCCAACGGACAGGGAAUACACCCAUCACUCACAAGUGCACAACACAUAUUCCCGCAUAGAUGGCUACCUAAUACACAGCUCACAGCUACAACAGAUCAAAUCCUGUGAGAUAGAAGCCUCUACAAUCUCUGACCAUAAUCCAGUGUCUCUCACCCUGAUCGAUUCCUACAUAUACCAACAUCGCAGCCCCUGGAGGCUGAACGAACACUUACUGAGCGAUGUAGACUUUACCAACAAAAUACGAGAAGAAAUACAACAAUACUUCCAAGCCAAUGGUUCCGGCGAGGUAAGCCAAGCCACACUGUGGCUCGCGCACAAGCCGGUCAUCAGAGGGCUAUUACUCAGCCGAGCGUCCUAUCUCAAGAAAACAACACAUACUGCAUUGCUGAACCUUCUCAAACGGAUCCAAGACCUCCAUAGAGAAAACCAACUACAUCCCUCCAAGAGCCUUCAACAGAAAUUGCAAACAGCGCAAGACGAAGUUAAAGCAAUUCAUCUCAAGAAAGCCAACAUAGCAUUAAAAAAACUCAAAGCAACUUCCUACUCAAUGGGAAACAAAGCAACGAAAGUAUUAGCACAACGACUCCGGAUGAAGCCGGCACAAGCCCGCAUCCCAUUCAUAAACUCACACACCGGGACCAAGAUAAUACAACCCGCACAAAUCUGCAAUGAAUUCGCACAUUAUUAUACCACCCUAUACAACCUGAAAGAUCAGCACUCCCUGGCCCAACCCACGUCCACAUCAAUUCGCAACUACCAGGCACAGAUUGCCCUCCCCAAACUCCUUGAACAGCACGCAGCACAACUAUCAGCACCAAUCACCACAGACGAAGUGCUCACCCUGAUAGACAGAAUGCCGAAAAAUAAAGCCCCAGGCCCGGAUGGCUACACUAACGCUUAUUACAUGGCCUUCAAGGCAGAAAUUGCCCCAGACCUCACACGCUUCUUCAAUGAAGCCACCCGACUGGGUACCUUUCCCACCGAGUUCUUAGCGGCACAUGUUAUCACUAUCCCCAAACCAGGGAAACCCUCGACCACAUGCCAAAACUUCAGGCCAAUCUCUCUCCUGAAUGCAGACGCAAAGCUAUAUGCCAAAAUCUACGCAGAACGACUCAAGACCAUACUACCAACACUAAUUCAUACAGACCAGGUGGGAUUCGUAGCAGGAAGGCAAGGGUCGGAUAACACCAGGAAAGUACUAGACCUAUACAACAUACUGAAAAACACCAAACAAACGAGCGUCAUGCUAUCCCUAGACGCCGAGAAGGCGUUCGAUCGCCUGAACUGGCAAUUCCUCCAGGAAACCCUACAGGCCUACGGAUUCCCAGCACCCUUCCUCUCUGCAGUUAGUGCCCUAUACAGUGAUCCCAGGGCGACGGUACUCACCUCAGGAUUCAGUUCACAGGCCUUCCCCAUUACUAACGGAACCCGACAAGGUUGCCCACUGUCCCCUCUCCUUUAUGUGCUAGCCUUAGAACCCCUGGCAAUAGCAAUUCGAUCCAACGAUUCCAUUCGAGGUGUACUAGUGGGCCAAACAGAAUAUAAACUAAGCAUAUUUGCCGAUGACAUCCUCCUCACACUCACACAACCACUUAUAACACUCCCCUCCCUACACAAAGAAAUACAUGCAUACAGUCAACAAUCUUAUUACAAACUCAACGUGGCUAAGACACAGGCAAUGUGCCUCAACACACCAAAACACAUAGAAACACUCCUGAGAUCCGGCCACUGCUUUGAUUGGAGAGAAGAUUACUUGGUGUACCUAGGGAUCAAAAUAACCCACAGAGAAAAGGAACUAUUCCCUACCAACUACGUAAAACUGCACAAAGAUAUAGACACCCAGCUGCAAACAUGGAGGGGCCUGUACCUAUCAUGGGUCGGAAGAAUAGCAGCACUGAAAAUGACAAUUCUACCUAAAAUUCUCUACCUCUUCCGGACACUACAAAUCAAAAUCCCACAAAGCUACCUCACAAAAUUACAGGCUACCCUCCUCAGAUUCAGCUGGGGAGGCAAACACCCCCGAGUCCCCAAAUCACUUCUGUUGAGAAGUGCGAAACACGGAGGUAUGGGCCUCCCUAAUCUCAAAGCGUAUUAUCACUCAGCCAUCCUUGCGAAUGCAGUCAGUGCUCACUCGGCCAAGUACAUCCCCCAAUGGGUAGAGAUAGAAAAUAAGUACAGUGAGAACCAGGACCUGCCUACAAUGCUCUGGAUACCUCGACACCUGCGACAACAACCUACAACCAUGCUGUACACUACCAAACACCUUCUCACAAUAUGGGACACCUACAGGGACCAACUGUGCUCCGCACACCCGUGGGCCCUGGCAACUCCAAUUCGGACCCUGCACCAAUGCAAUGGCUUGUUUCCACACCAUAAAUGGGCAGAAAAAGGAAUUACACAUGUCUACCAACUGUGCACUAAGGCAGGUCUCAAACCGUUCCCAGACCUACAGAAAGAAUUUGCCCUCCCCCCAAGCUACACAUUCGCUUAUCUACAAAUCAAAGCGCUAAUAACUCACAACGUAAUCAAAGACAUGGAACACUCACUGAGAUCGUCCAUAACGAAAUUUGAAGCACAAUGCCUCUCCCUAGACCCUCCAAAGAAAACAGUUUCCACCUGUUACGACCACCUUGCCAACCCUAAAAACAACGACACAUGGAAGUUUAUGCAGGAUUGGCAGACAGACCUCCAGGUCACAAUACCACCAAACGAAUGGGAAAAGAUUUUCACUUCUCAUAUAGGGCUCACAACAAGUACAGCACACCUGGAAGCAUCCAGGAAAAUCCUAUACCGAUGGUACAUGGUACCGACCCGACUGCACACCAUAUUUCCCAACACUUCAGACCUAUGCUGGCGCUGCCAUGCAACUAAAGGAACUAUGAUGCAUAUGUGGUGGACAUGCGAUAGUGUGCAAGAUCUUUGGAAAGCUACAGUCCGACUGGUAAGAAGUGUCACGAAUCUCCACUUAGCUCUCGACCCUAAAACAAUCCUACUCCGAUUGCUCCCAGACGACUUUCCAAAACCGAUCAAGAAACUGAUAUACAUCAUACUGGGCACGGUGUCCAUAUUAAUAGCCAGGAAAUGGAAAACAGCUGACUUGCCCUCCAUCCGGGAAGUUGAAACGGAAGUAACACUGGCAAUGGAGUACGAACUCAUCAUGUGGAAGCAGGCAAAAAUCGGGAAACUGAGCCCCUACACCGCCACAAUAUGGCGAAACUACACACAUCAGCUCACACAACACCAACAUAGUCAUUAACGAGCCCGCAAAGAGGCCACAGCACUGGCUACCAAAACGACACCACCCUUUAAACCAACACUGAUCACCAGACACACUUACCAACCCACCCUGUGACAUGGAGGUCACGAUCCUAGGACCCACCAACAACCGCAAACCGGUACCACGCUGCUACCCCCCUCCACCUGUUACUCGCCCCCAAUACACGGGGACCCCCCACUCUCACCUCACACCCUCAACACACCGCAGGCACCCUGCCCACAACGACACCCUUCCCCCCCGGAGACAGGGGACCUCGUACAAUAAUGAAAUAAACCACAUUCGCAAAACUUAGUAUAACGACAAUUCACGUAACUAAAUGAGCGAACUCCCCACUCGUCAGAAGACCCCCCUAUGAGCAUCACCUACUGAAACACCACGAUAUCAGGGUAAUACUAAGUAAGGAAGGUCAAAUUGUGUCAGGGAGCUAUCCCCUCCCCUCCCUCUUACUCGUCCCCCCCCCCUUCAUUACAACUGUAUGUCGAAAAAUGUAUAGCAAUUGUACGACCCCACUAUGUACAUUUGAAGUUUCCCCUUCUUUUCUGUACCCCAUUUCCUUGUCUUUAUGAAAAUAAAAUUUCAAAUUGAAAAAAAAAAAAAAGAAACCGGUCAUCAAUAAAUUGCAUACAGCAGCAAAUUCACGGUUUGUCUUUUGACAGGAUGUAUUUCAUUUCUUUGCAUUUGCCUACAUUGGAGCCAUUGCAGAUGCAAUCGAGGUGCCUUUGCGUUGUUUGUAAAAACAAGCUUCAAAUGUAUAGUAAUAUCCAUUAAAUGUAAAAAUUGUAAAAUGAAGUCAGUAGGGUAACCUAACUAUUGAUUGGUAUCUGAAAUAACUUUUCUCAUGGCCUUGGUUCAUUCUUUAUGCUGACGGCCAGGGCGACAAGUAAAUCACAUGAAGGGGGAAUCUCGUUCUUUCAAUCUAGGAAUGACCUCAGUAGUGUUCCGAAGGCAGGUUUUUUUAGUGACAUUACAGGGCCUUAAAAUCGAAUCAGGCUAUCUUGCAAUUGAUUUCAACAAGCCACAUUUUGCAAAAACAGUCUGCCUUCUUGGGGGCCUGAUUGGAUCAUUAGGAUCUUUUGUAGAGUAUAUAAGAUUGGGCACUUAGGAUGUUGUUCAUGUAAAUGGUUGUAGAUAUCUUGUGAAAUAAAGCCUUUACCAAGGCCCAUCUGUAAGACUGUAUGUUUGUUUGGAGUUGUGUACAACGAUCUUUCAAUUUUAUCAUCUGCAUAAACAUCUGCAAAUUGGCAUAAACGGUAGUCUGAGUAAUUACAGGUAACAAUGCCACUUCCUUUCUCUGCCGGGCAGAUAUAGUUAUAGUGGGGUCCUUGGAAAGCCUCUGUAGAGCUUCUCUUUCAAUUUUAAGGAUGUCAGAGUGUUGAAUGUGUUUGUCAUUUAGAUUCACAUCCAAAUCAGAGUGUAGAUUCUGUAGAAAUUAUUUGAAAGCUGCAUUAGUGGCCAGUGGAUCAAAUUGAAUUCAGAGUUUAAAAGCAGAGGCGUCGUUCUUAAUUUCAUUCUAUGGGAAAAAAAAGCCUCUGCUAAGUGGAGAGAGCAGCCAAAUUUUAAUAGUUCUGUUUUCACAAAGAAAAGGGCUAGGUCCAAUUGAGUGUACAAAUGAAAGCCCCAUUGAAAGUAUUGAUAAUUUGCCCUUAUCAAAAAUUUGAGGAGAUAGAUUAAAGAUAGGAAUUGUCACCAUUUUGUUGGUAGUCUGUCCCUUUAGGCUGUUUUUACCUACCUUCUGUCCCCUGCUGAUGGCAUGACAACACUUGCUCUUAAACCAGCGCUGCUCCCUCUGCCAUCCUUUGAGGACCUGGAGCCUAAUCCUAAAAAAUACUUUCCAGAUGAAAGUUUGUGUGUGGGUGAACUCACUUCAUUAGCAAUUUGCUGUGUUUCAGUCUCACAUCCAGAUUCCCCCAAUGUGACAUAUACAGUGUGUCCAUAUGGACUCCAAAUUAUUUGUCUCUAGCAUUGGUGCUUUCAAGAUAGCAUUAUUCUUAACCUCAAAUUCUUUUAUUUUCAUUUUGUUGAUUUUUGAGUUCAUUUCCCACCUCCUUAAUCACCAACAGCAUAUUGUCCAAAGCACAUUUGUUGGAAAUUGCAACCCUCCUUCUGCACAUAUCUGGGUUAUUUAUUCCUAUGGUAGGCGUAUUUUUAAUGCAGAAGCCUCUCUGUAUUUUCUUCAUUCUAUAGUAAUCCGAAAGAUAAAUGGCCUGAAGUUCCAGAUCAAUUUCCCUCUGUUUAAGUUUUUCAAGAUCUCUGUAUAGAUCUUUCUUAUUAAUGGCUGCUGGGAGACAUAAAUCAGAUUGUAGCCACAAAAUCGCUGCUGCUUUGUUCAUCAGUAAACUGCACAGUCUCUGCAUAAUCCACAUAAACAUCUGCUCUUUUUACAAAAUUAUCACCAUAACUACUGUAGCUCACUGACUCCAUCCCGAUGACACAUGUCAAAAUGUACAUUAAAGUUAUUGGACUUGUUUAAAAUAUUUUGUACUCUUGUCUCUAUUGUAGAGAAACCUGUUUCUCAUAUGAUUUGCGAGAAGUGGAAUAUAGAGGAGUAGUUUCAUAAAUAGUUGGAAUUGUAUUAUGAGAAUUGGAAAGGGGGUCCUAAUAAUGAACUAAAAUGUAAAAAUGAAGGGACCUAUAGAGGGGGAAAAGUAUAACUUUUGUAACUUUUUAUUUUAUUUUUUUUCCAUAAAUGUCCCUGAAACCAAGCAUAUAUAAGAUUUUACAAAGAUUAUUUUUUUAGUUGGUGGAACAAUAACCCAUUGCCCCAUUUUAACUGUAAAUAUAUUUGGUUCCAGAGGGGCAAAAAUUUAUUUUUCCAAAUGUUGAUAUUUACUUAUCCAAUACCGUAUUGAAACCUUAAGAUAAAAUUCAAAUUUGCAUUUUCUAAAGAAAUUACUAAGGAUGCACAUGUGUGCCUUUAUUUUGUUUGUGCGUAUUUAUGUACGUAUAUAGAGUAUCAGAACAGAUACCCACAGACUUCAAAUCAACUCAACAACAUCACAUUUAUUAUUUGCUUGGGAAAAUAUUUUGUGUCCUAGUUUUUUUAAAUCCUUACAUCUUCUUGUGGUACAAAAUGUAUUCAAUUUUAAGUGGUACAUAUUAACAUUUCUCAUUACUUGACAAUUUAAAGUAAGAGCGUACAGUAUUUAGAAAAAUGCAUUAAAAAAUUCCCUGUUACAGGUAUUGCCCAGCUUAUCAAUGCCUUGAUCUGUCCACAUUCUUAGAUAUUUUGUAAUAGUAUGCUCCACCGAAAACAAAUCCCAGCAAAGUAAUUUGAAGGGUAAACCACAUCCUAGCAAAUCUAAUUAUUUUUUUAAAUAUCUCCCAACGUUUUUUGUGUGUGGAAAAUCUCUUUUCAGGCUUCUUUUGACAGCGUAAUUUAUUGAAUAUAUAUAUAUCUAACUAUAAUUGGAUAUAUUGAAUUAUCGAACUAUAAAUAUAUAUUGGGUUAGUGUAGUGAUAUGGGGCACUAUAACCUCUUUGUAAUUUAAUAUUAUACCUUUUUUCAAUACAGGUAUUUCCCUAAAGACACCGAUAAAAGACCCAAGUGGAAGAAACGCUUUAUGCAAGGACGUACGGACCGUCCAGAAAAAGAAGAAAAAGAGGCAUUAUACAGGGAGCAUUGGCCACAGUUUGUGCGGAAGCUCCAGGGAAAGUAGGAUCCUUAAUAUGUAUCCCAAGUUAACAUUUGUAACUGAUCUUGUUCUUCAGCACUGAUCAUUUGUGAUGUUUUUGUUUAUACCUUUUUGCUGCAUGCAAGCGUUUUCAGGACGUGUUUAUUUUCAAUAUUUCCAUUUUUUGAAGCUGAACUUGUACGUCUUGAUCAUUUUCAAAUCUUUGCAUUUUAAGCAACUGUGUAUUUAGCUAUAGUGGUGGGGGAAUUGAUUGUGCCAAUGCUUGUAGUGACCACUUCAUGUAUACAUUUAGUGACAAAACUGCAUUCCAUACAUAUUUUGCAUAUGCCUACUUGAAACUGACUUCGUCCUUGGAAAUAAAUAAAACAUGUUAAUUACAGUUUUAUUUAUACAAUGAUUAUAACGGUAUAGCCUCCUCUUAUUUAUAUGUGACAGACUGUAUUUACAUGCUACUGUCCUUCUUCUUUUGUCUUUUCUAGGUACUCAGCGAGUACAAUUGAUGCUCUGGAACUCGUAGACGAUGAAAAGGUUGACCUUGACCUCAUUGUGGAACUCAUCAGGCAUAUUGUUCUGAAAGGAGAGGUAUGCGAUUAUGCGAAUUACUGCUGCUUCUCUUUAACUUUUUUAUUAAACCUGAGACCAAUAAGUACAUCCCUAAUGUGGUGUUUGUAUUAUUUGUAACUUUAGUAAUAGUGGUGUAUAUUAUAAAAGUGUCAAAAUCUCUAUCAUAUACAAAGUACAGUCUCAUGAAUACUGGUGUGAAUCAUCCAGACAUUGUUAAGCAGUUUCAGUUUGUUCGCAUUCAAAUGAAUUAUGCAUUUCAGGAUUUAGAUGGUAUGAUGCAAAGUGAAUUUAAAGUAGUGUGUGAAUUGAAAGCACCAGCCUGCAGCAAAGCUAUUUUAAAGGCACCAUUAUGAUUUACUCUUUUAAAGAAGUAAAAAAAGAGAAAAUGAACUGUCACAAUUCUGCUUUUGUAUUUUAUAGUUUAUUUGCUUGUGUUAACUCUGUUGAGAUCAAAUUCACUAGCUUAACCAAGUAGCAAGCUUUACCAUUUUUCAUUAAUAUAAUCAUGUCUGAUUUUACAAACUCUCAAACAAAGUCACAGUGAAGUGUUUGGGGCUGAACUUGCAGUAGUUGAUUUGCCUGUGAAUUCUGCUGUCUGCUAUUCACUUUGUCAGCUGAUCAAUUUUUAUUGCAUUUUGUUUGCACUAGUAAUAUCAUUCAUAUUUUCAGAGUUUUGUUUUGUGUUUUAAUAGGAUGGUGCUAUCUUGGUAUUUCUUCCUGGCUGGGAUAAUAUUAGCACAUUGCAUGAUCUACUGAUGUCCCAAGUCAUGUUUAAAUCAGGUUAGUUUAUUAUAUAAUUUUAUGAUCAUUAAAGCAUUGUAUUUAUCUGACAUAACACGUGGCAGUUAAAUAGACACUCCAGACCCCUAAAGCAUAAUUUGUUUCACUUUACAAUAAGUACAGAUUUCAAUAGAUAUUGGCACUUUUACAAAUUAACUUGGUUACACCCCCUGGCUGUCAAUCAGACAACAGAUCAUGUUACUUCCUGGUUUGGUUAGCUUAGUGGCGCUAAACUCAAGAAGCGAGCAAUUGCCCAGAGCACCUGAAUUAUAUAUAAAAUAUACAGAUGUUUUACAACACAUGUUCUUCAGACUGUAAUAAGUGUUUGUACGUGAACUCCGUCCAAUAUAUAACCGCAAGGAGCUCAAUAAAACUUGUUCACAUGUUGGUGUGUAGUACCUGCUUAAUUACUUCGUAAAUAGUUGUAAAUGUGUAGAGUAAAAGAAAGAGUGAACCAAACUAUGACCUCCUCCAUCCAAGAUUAGCAAUUGUUUCCAGGAAUUCAGCUAUCUCCUGAUAAUCUGUUGGGGGAGUUACUGGAGUGAUUCAGACAGUGCAAUCCUCUACUUCCAGAGUUUCAUCAUGGGGAGAGGCGUUGAAUAAGUGAUUGCAGUUGCUGUGCGGGUUUCUAAUUCAAAUCCAAUUUUUGUAUAAAAUAGCUUUGGCUUUUUAUGUGCAAAAUAUAAUUAUUAUUUUUUAUUUUUUUUUAAAUGCAUCUGCAAGUUCCCCAUGUUACUAGUAAAGAUCGGUCAUCUUACUAACUGGGAGUUCUUGGCAGUUGUGGAGGUUUCUCAUGAUACUCCAUCUCUUUGGGGUCAUUUAAAGCAGCUGGACUGCCAAAAGCUGUAUGUCAGUGCUGUAAUCUCAGGAAAGAUGUGUUGACACCGAUAACCACACUUUAUAGAGAAGUGUCUUUUUAAAGAACCUUAUGUGUCAGUGUGCAUAAACUUAUUUUAAGAUUUAUAUGUGCUUUUCUUGUUUCCCAUUGUCCCUGAAUAUGUAAAAAUAUGUUUAAUUUAUUUUCAGAUAGAUUUGUUAUUAUUCCUUUGCAUUCCUUGAUGCCAACUGUAAACCAGACACAGGUAUGAAACUAUAACCAACUAGAAAAAUAUGUAUGUUUAUAUAGGGGUGAGUGUGUGUUGACUGUGGAGGCAUGUAUGAAGACAUUUUUAGAGCCGUGAAGUAGCAUGUGUAUGUAGUGUGUAAGAAGACUCCCCUUUCAAGUGGCAAAGGUAAAGUCAGUUGUUAAAGGGACACUAUAGUCACCAAAACAACUUCAGCUUUAUAAAGGCAUUCAUGCCAUGCAGUCUAACUGCUCAAUUCUCGGCCAUUUAGGAGUUAAAUCACUUUAUUUAUACAGCUCUAGCCACACCUUCCUGCAUGUAACGUUUACAGCUUUGCUAAACAUUUUCUUUUCAAGUGAGGGCUCAUGUUUAUACUUCCUUUAUUGCACAGUUUGUUUAAUUUAGAAUUUAUAUUCUGCACUGGUAAUAGCGUGCAAGAUCUUGCACGAGCCUCUUGAGUGUGAUUAAAGUUUAAUUUACAGAGCAGGAGAUAAAAUGUCUAAAGAAAGUUACUAUCUAAUUGAAAAUGAAAUAUUUUUUUAUGCAAGCCAGGGGAGGGCUGCAUGGACAGAAACAAAAGUGAUUAACUCCUUAAUGGCAGGGAAUUAAUUGAGCAGUUAGACUUCAGAUGCAUGGCCUAUACACUCAAACUGCUUCGUUAAGCUAAAGUUGUUCUGCUUACUAUAGUAACCCUUUAAGCAAUGAGUCAUCAGCAUCAGAGCAACUGACCGAAUUUAGUGGGCUCCCGAGGUUAUCUCUGAAGAUACAAAAGUGUAUGCACACUUACAAAAAUAUACCUAUAGGCAUACAUACACAUUUACACAGAUAAUUAUUAGCAUAUGUUCAGACACGUGUAAUCAUGGGUACACAAACGCAGUAAAAACACUCACAGAUAGACUUAGAUACUGAUACAUUCCUAGGAAAUUGUGAGGGAAGGUUACGGAACCAUUCUAAGUAAAAUCACAGGUAACAUUUGAAUUUCUGAAUGGUAGCCUUUCAGUGGGGUGAAGGGAGGUAAGUUAUAUUAACUUUUACAAAAGGCAGGCCUGCAUCAAACACAUCUCGGUAAUGAAUAUUUCUAUGGAGUGCAAGUCAGUUAACAAAAUCAAGGAGUCGGAAUCUUAUGGUCAUUCUCAAAUAUGGUGUUUAAUCAGGCUACACAAGGACAUGUACUAUACUGGGAGAGAAAGCUUUGCCACACCUGUAAACCCAAGACCAAAUAUUGCAGUUAUGGCAAGGCCAGCUUAGUCUUUCAUACUUCUACUGUUGGGAAAAUAAAGUCUGAUAAUGUUAACUGGUAAAUACUUUGAAUCCCUUUAGGGAUAAAAGCACUACAUAGCAUUACAGCAUGAUAUGGAUUUUACUUCAGUUGGGUACCUACAAACUUAAAAUAUUAACUAGCACUCCAUAGUUGCAUAGUAAUAAAGGUUAAAAAAUUAUUUUGAGUUCAACCUUUAAACACAUCCUAAAAAAUUAAAGAGAUGUGACCGAACCCUGAGGCAGUUCACUUAACUCUAUUGUCCAUAUAACUAACCUUUUAGAUGAACUGAAAUAUAAAUGAAUUGACUUAGUUUUACUCCAUGGUCAUACAUUAGUAAAUGUAGUAACAGCUAACUGUGUUUGAUUGAAACUACGAGACACUAAUUAAUGACAACAAUUCAUAUUCUAGGUCUUUAAAAAGCCCCCUCCUGGAGUUCGAAAGAUUGUAAUUGCCACCAACAUUGCAGAGACAAGGUAAAUACAUUUUAGUGGAAAACAUUUUAUCCAAUGGCCCACUGAAAUGUGAAUUCAUCUAUAAGCAACAAUAGCAGAUUAUACACUAGCAUCCAACAUGUCUAGCUUUUAAAAUUGUCAGCAAUACUGCUCCUUUUAUUGCCCCAACACGUUGUAUGCUCUUGCUUUGUCUUCCGGUAUUUGCAUAGCUAGCCAUGGUAAACCAGCUUGACGUAUACCUAAUUGUUUUCUUCUUCUACCUUAAAAAAUGUAUGCAAACCUAACUAGCCACACACCUGUUAUACCUAUGUUCAUUGAGCCUGCUACAGCUGUUGUGGCGAGACAGGCACUGUUGUACUUUACCGCAUACCAAAAAUAAAGAAUUAUAAAAAAUAAAAAAACACAUCCAGCUUCUUAGUGGUAAAGCCCUGCCUCCCCUUUAAGUUGUUCUAUUUCGAACCAGAUAGUCAUAUUUCUAGACAGAUUAUUUAAUGAGAUUGUUAUUCAUUUUCAGGAGUUUUUUUUCGAUUUAGUGGUUUAAAAUCACAAUUUUAUUAAAGACUGGAGGCAGAUAUUAUACCUCCCUUUUAUUGUCCCAACAAUAGCAGAUUAUACCUUUUGGGCUUUAUUUACUCUGAGUGAUAUGUCUACAUCAGGGUUAGUUAGCAACUCAAAACAUAUAACUGUUUUAAUUACUUUUAUUGUCCUAUUAAAAUUCUUCUAACUUAUCUCUAAAAUCACUGUUCCUGGGACAUGCUUUGCCAACCAUGAUAAUGCUAGAGUUGAAUGCUUUUGUAUUACAUCAUGUUCUUAUUUAUAAUAAAGUAUCUAAAGCCUAUCAAGCCAGACUACUAAUGACUGUACAUUUCCAUUGUGAUUGCCCAUUGCUUAUUGAAUAAACACCCAACACCCAUAUAACACUGUGGCUUGGUGGUCUGCAAGAUGUGGCCUAACAUGCCGAGCUUUGAGAAAUGUGAUGUUUAGAGAACAAACCCUUUUGUUACUUUAAAUUUAACCUGUCUGUACAUAUCAACAUUUACAGGGUUAUUCACUACAAUGAGAAUUUAAGGUGACCUCAAAGUGAAUUUCACAUUUAAGGUCAAAGUAAGCUGAACUGAAAAAUUAUCUUGCGUUCAGUUCGGAUACUCAGUCCUUAAAUUUGAAAUACUUUGAAUUCUUAUUUUAGUAAAUAACCCUGUUAGAUACUUUUGGUUUAUUCCACUACUGAUUCCACAGGUACCAGAAUGUUUUCUCAGGAAAAGGAAAUAUUCUUCACUGCAAGCGUGAAUUGUGGAGCUGACUUUUUUUAGGAUAUUAGACAUGAUGGAAUGUGUUUUGCUUUACAAAGCGGGAUCAGUUGCUUCUAAUGUUUCAAAAAGAAUAUUACUUUUAAUAUAUGAAUGUCGAUAUCCAUAAAAAUAUGUGUAAAUACCUACUGACCAUUGGAAAACUGCAUUUAACAAGAGUAAAAAUUAAUAUAGAAAAUAUUUCUGAUGCUAUAGUGAUUUCUUAUAAUCAACAUGAUAUUUUUUUCUUCUGCAGUAUUACAAUUGAUGACGUGGUUCAUGUCAUAGAUGGGGGAAAAAUAAAAGAGACACACUACGACACACAAAAUAACAUUAGCACAAUGACUGCUGAAUGGGUUAGCCAUGCUAAUGCAAAGCAAAGGAAAGGUCGUGCAGGCAGGUAAGGAUAAAUAUAUGUUGCGGUAGUAUUUAUUUGGUCGGAUUUUUUUUUUUGUGUGUGUUAUGUUAUAUAAAAAAUGAUGUUGCCAAACAAACCUACGACUCCAUAAUUACGCUGUAAAUUAUUACUAUGUACAUACAAAAAUAAGAAGACACUUGCAGUGAGGAGUCACUGAGUGCAACAAGCCCAAAGUAUAAUUCCCUCACAGAGCGCGCAGUAGAAAGGACUGUGCACAGUCAGCUAUGUAGCCCAAGGUAGAUUUAAGAAGAAUUACAAUGUUGCGGCUCAUAUAGGAGCCUUUAUUCCAGACAUUUCACACUUUACAAAUCUAUGCUGUUUUAUGCAUUUCCAGACUUAAAGGAUCACUAUAGUGUCAGGAAAACAAAGCAGUUUUCCUGACACUAUAGUGCCCUGAGGAUGCCCCCACCCUCAGGGUCUCCCUCCCGUGGUGCUGAAGAAGUUAAAACCCCUUCAGCCACUUGCCUUAUUCCAGCGCUGGGCUCCCUUGGCGCUGGUGACCUCUCCUCCUUGUCAGACGUCAGCUCCCCUGUCUGACACUGGAGCAGAAUGUGCAUGCGCAGCAAGUGCCACGCGCGCGCAUUCAAACUGUCCGUAGGAAAGCAUUUCUCAAUGCUUUCCUAUGGACACUCUGCACGAUGGAGGCGAAAUAUGCCUCCAGCGUCGCAGAUGCGCCUCUAGUGGCUGUCCGGAAGACAGCCAUUAGAGGCUGGAUUAACCCUAUGUUUGCAUCUAAAGGGUUAAAACCUGAGGGACCUGGCACCCAGACCACUUCAUUGAGCUGAAGUUGUCUGGGUGACUAUAGUGUCCCUUUAAAUUCUAUUAGUGUUUGUCACAGCAUGCCUCCCAACUAUCCCUUUUUAAGAGGGAAAGUCACAAUUUCAGGGUCCUCUCCCACCAUCCUGCUAUUACAAUUACAUGUUUACAUAGAAUGCACAGAUAUGUGUUUGAUUUUAAGUCCAGGAAGUAAUUCCUAACUGGUAAUAAUUUUCUUAUUGCACUUGGUGCAUGUUUAAUGUUAUAGAGCGAAGGGGAGCAGAAUUAGUUUGUGCUGAAUGAAUACUAUCCACAUUGGUUGAUUACAUUUAAAAAGGGGGAGACUUGGCAAGGAGUCCCAAAAACACAAACAAUAAGUUCAGAGUAGAGAGAUCUAUCUGUUCAUGGUGUAAAUUUCUGGCCUAAUUUUUAUAAUGCUAUCUACAAAAAAAUGCAAUUUGUUUCUAGUGUGAAUAUCGCAGUAUAAGCAUCCUGGAAAACUGAUGUGAAAUACAUUUAAAAAAAGAAAAAGGUCUGGUUAGUGGUACAGGGCAACUUCACUAGUGCAGAAUUGUAAUAUUCGUUUUGGCAUAUCACCCAAUUCGGGGCUAGCAAUUUAUGAGUAGAAAUAAAAUAGUAUUUUGAGGUAUUCUGACAAGGUCAGGCUAUCUUUAUUCUUUAUAGAUCCAUGGCAUUUUACAGAUGGAUUUAGGGGUGAGGGUUGAUUCCUGAUCAGUGCUUAAUUUGUAAAAUAAGGGAGAGAACAGCGAGAACUCUUUCAUUUUUAUCAUUUUGUGUUUUACAGAGUUCAGCCAGGUUACUGCUACCACUUAUAUAAUAGCCUGAGAGACAGCUUGCUUGAUGAUUAUCAAUUACCAGAGAUUGUCAGGACACCACUGGAGGAACUUUGCUUACAAAUCAAGGUAAAAUGUGUGCCUCCUAUUUGAAUUUCUACAACAUAUCUAAUUUGCUUCUAAAUAUCUAAGGCAAUUUAAAAAAAAUAACUUCCCUAACAUAGCACCCUUCAAAGAUUGCGUGACAUUUUGAGAGAGUUGUGCAAACAGAGUAUGCAAUACAGAGGUUGAUUUACAUCUGAGUCAGUGCCAUAUAUCUGAAACUUGUCCAAUUGUUCCUGAAGGCUCCAGUGAAGGGAGCAGUGUUAGGAUGUUUAGCAUCCACUUUCUGUAGUACUAAUUGGCAUAGCUUCCUAAUGGCUUGCAAUGUAGUAAUCAGUGAUGUCACACAUUCGUGGACUGUGAGCCACAAGGGAGCUGUGUUAAUCAGUACUAAAUGAAACACAUGCUGCAUAUGUCAGAAAACUCUUUCUCCAGGAGACAAGAGGGAAAGGGAUGUCUGUACACCAUAUAUGCUGUCACACGCGUUUCCUUUACACACUUAUAUCCUGCAUAAAUGCAUGUACUUACUCUCCAUCCCGCAGCUAAAACAUGACUAAAAACAUGGUGGUGUUUGCUCGCAUUUGUGAUAAGUAACAUCUAGGCCUGGUUAGUAGAUUAAGAGUGUGUUAGUAUAUUUAUAUGUGUUUUUAUAUUGUCAUGGGUCUUUUUUUUUUUUUUUGGGGUGUGUGUGUGACUUUUAAGAACCCCAUAUGGUUAGGGUACACAUAUGAGACCCUAGAGGGGUAAGGAAGCUGGCAUUUUCAUUAGAUGUCUGUUGAGAUAAACUGCUACAAUCAGACAAAUCCCCUGGCUGGAAUAUCACAGUACGUAUAAGUAGCUGAUUCGCCCUGCCCAUGUUCUCCUGUGAGGAAAUUCACCUACUUUAGCCAUACCACAGGGAUUCUGUAUUGUUGGUGCCAUCUCCUCCCCUCCCCUACUUAAUCAGAUGUACUUUCUACUUACAUGCCACCACUGUUACUGAUUUUAUUCUUUUCCAUUCUUAUGAAUGUUUUGCAAUGACUACCCUGUAGACAAAUGUGCUGUAUGUUCAUUGACCUUUUGAAAUCAAUAAAAUACACAUGCCAGCACACAUUAAUAACCACCUCACUUCCUUCUCUUUGGUUGGAUUAACUGUACAACUGAUUGAAGCCUAGUGGCAUAGUACAAACUAUUUUUAUUUGAUAAAUCAUUUUGUGGAAAUCCAGAAGUAUAUAUUUGUAGAACAGCUGAUAGCACAAUGUAUAUUUCCUAGGUACAGCUGCAUGAACUGAUACAUAUGCAUUACUCUUUUUCAAAUAGAUCUUAAAACUUGGUGGCAUUGCAUGUUUCUUAAGAAAGUUAAUGGACCCGCCAUCUCGAGAAGCCAUCUGCCUAGCAAUAAAUCAUCUAAUGGAACUGGUUUGUAUGAAUUUGGGCAGCAUUAUCCAAAAUAUGCAUUACAUGUUAGUGAUCCUGCUAAAAAUGACAUGCAUAUAUGUCGAAUUUACAAAUAAGUAGCAGAGAACACACAAAAAGAUAUAGAUUCAUAUAAUUUAAGGAUACUUAAAAUCACAUCCAAUGAUAAAAUAUGGGGAUUAUGUCACAUUAUUUAGCAAUACUGUUGGGCCACCACUAUGUUAAAGUACAAUAAUAUUGGUGGAUCCUAACCUCUGUAGAUACAAUUCUAAGGGGCAAUGUCUCAAUCUGACAGUUGAGCUUCUAUGCAAGUCAUCGUUUAAUAAAGAUUCAUACACUCCCCAAAGCAAUGUAAUGAUUUCCAACAAGUUCCUUCAGUUCCUCACAUAUUGUGUCUUACAAACAAUCCUAGGGUUGCAAAAUACAUUCCAACUAGACCAAGACAGAGAAGGGGCUAAAGCCAUCCCUGCUAAUGCACAAGUUUACAGUGACAGCAGCCAAGCAGGUUAAUGUAAUUUCUGUGUAAAAAGUACUGAAAUCCUUCCAGUAAAUUUCAUAUCUAAAACACUUUGACAUCGUUAAAAAGAGCAUGAAAAUCGUCCUCGUAGUGUGCUCUGUUUAUGCAGUGUAGAAAUCCAUAGAACAUGUUUUAAAUAUUUAUGUUAAAUGUGUUGAUAUCAUUCAGCAGUUUAUUUCUAGCGCAUUUACAUGCUUGCUUUGUUAACAUGACAGGCUCAGUUUGGAACUUACACUGUCUCAGUAACCGUUUAAAGCCGCACUAUUGAUUUGCAUAUCUUCAUCUGGUUGGAGAUUAUAGAGGGAGAUAUAAUUACCUAAGGUUUUUCCAGUAAUCUUCUCCUAGCAGAUGAAGCCACUUAGAGCUGAGGGAUGCUACAUAAAUCUUCUCAUGCAUAUAUAGUGUGUUCCUAUCAGCUGACAUGUGAUGGUUGGUUAUGUAAAGAUAAUCAAGCUGUAGCUGAUUAUUGUUCUGCCUUAUUUUGCCCUUUUCUUGUAUAGACCCUACAUUGUCUUAAAAUUCCUUUUAAUAGAGUUAGUAGUUCAGUUAACGACUACAACUUUUCCCAUAAGAAGAGAUGUUGUCACGUUAACCAUCCUUAAACAAAAAAUCAAUGGUAAAGAAACAGCAUCUCUAUCAAUAUGUUUACAGAAUGCUCUAGAUAAGCGAGAGGAACUGACCCCAUUGGGUUUCCACUUGGCACGCUUGCCUGUUGAGCCGCACAUUGGAAAAAUGAUCUUGUUUGGAGCUCUUUUCUGCUGUUUGGAUCCAGUACUUACUAUUGCGGCUAGUCUCAGCUUUAAAGAUCCGUUUAUCAUCCCUUUGGUAAGGAAACCAGUUUCAUGCUUUUCGUAAACUGUUGAUUGCUGAUUAACUGUUCACAAAAGCAAAAUGAUUGUUUGGAUAUAAUGAUACUGUGGAAUGUUGUAAAGGCGUUAACCCUUGUAUUGUCUGCAACAGCAUCUUGUAACUGAAUGUAUAUAGUGACAUUAGCAUAUACAUGCUAUAAAAGUAAUCUGUUCUGCUUUACAAAACAAGUGAGUUAUUGACAGGAUACUAAUGCAUGGUAGUAGGAUGAGCCGCUCUGUUUGUUCUGUUGUUCUUUACACUUCUAUUUCUUACUCUUAGGGGAAAGAAAAGUUGGCAGAUGCAAGAAGGAAGGAACUAUCCAAGAAUACUAAAAGUGACCAUCUGACUGUGCUGAAUGCCUUCUUGGUGAGCAAGUAGUUGAGGUUUUUGAAUUUUACAAAUGAUGGUUUAUUCGCUCAACUGGGAAUCAUGGAGAAUUGAAAAGGUGGUUGCAAAUUGUAACCUAAAGUUUCUGAGCUGGAAAAAUAGUUUAGUUUUCAACAAGAUAAUUUUUCCCGUUUUAUUAUGUAAGGCCUAAAAUGUUCAUGUUCCCUUGUCAUUACUCUACAAUUCCAAUUGAAGUGAAUAAAUGAUCUAGGAUAUUUCAUUCUUAUUUCAGAGUAAUCCAAGCUGAGCAUAUCAUGUUACAACGUUCCACCUGAAUAACUUAUUGCCUUAUCUUCCAAUGUAGGCCCCAUCAAUUUAACAUAAAGUGCCAUAGAACUGCUUUCUUUUUAUUUAUUUAUUUUUUGGUCAAUUGCUUGUAAACAUUUUCACAUAGAGCUGAAGAACUACUCAUACCCUAAAACUAAAAAUAUUUUUUUUUUUUUUUUUUGUGUAUUUGCCCUUUCAAUCUGUACGCCAUACGUUUGUAUUCGUAUGUUGCGUGUAUCCUGUCCCUCAGCUCCCUCAGGGAGGGAGGUUCUGGUCUCCUCUGUUUGCUAGCUAUGUUGGUCUUGGCCGCCUGGAGUAUGUGACAUAUGACUGUUUUGUGUGUGGAUGUUAAGAGUUCUGGUGAAAUAUGCAAUAGAUAACAUUCCGGGUGGAAUGGAACAUUAACAGAGGUGGCGUGCUUGACCAGGGCUCUCACUUGUUUCCAAUAGAUUGUCAGUCUAGGGCAGUACCAGAACAUAUGCAGUAGUGUGCCCUCCGCACCUCCGACACAUCUGUGACGUGGAUUUGUACAUCUGGGCUAACCUCUAAAAAUAUUCUUAAAUUGCUAAUUUGUGUCAAGAAGGAGACUUUACAUAUUAUAUUUAUACCAUAUAUAUACCAUUAUUUGUUGUUGGGAAGGAAGGGCUGAUUUCCUUUCACUGUAAUUCCUUACCCUCUGGUCUUCAUGUUUGGGAAGCUGGUGCUGCCUAGCUUUGCCAUUCAACAGGACUAAUAUUGGGUGCAAUGAAAUCAACUGAAACAUUUCCUUCAAUGAAGCCAUGUAGGGGAAACCCAGCGCACAUGAAAGUACAUGUCAGAAAAGCUGCAGAGUCAAGGACACCUGUCACUGGCAAUAUUUUGUAAUCCGCAUAUUGUUCAUUUGUAUUUGUAUAUUAGCAAAACUGCAUAGGAGCUUCAGAAAUGGCUUUGUUUAUAGAUAUAAUAAUACUCUGUAUACAUAGAGUGAAGCCGUUUCCUCCUACUUUUCCUGGUUUGAAAAUGUGUUUCAGCAAGUUUCCUUUGUGAUUGCUUUUGCUAUGUAAUUAAAACCGGUGAUUUCUCCAUGCCACACUAUAGUUUCCCAUUUUCCAUGUGUUUUUUUUUAAUACAUACACUUUCUUGAUAUUUAGGGGUUGUAUGUAACCUUGCCUAUUUUUCAAUAAUUUUAUGUUGAGCAAAAUAUUCUCUGUGUGUCUCACAUAUUUAUGUGUGUGGAGAGUAAUGAUUAGAUGAUUUGUAUUACAUGACAUGCGCAAGCCAGCUAAAAGCAUUACAAAAAAAACCAAAAAGCUGUUUUAUUUGUUUUGAAUUUCACAUACAGGGAGUGCAGAAUUAUUAGGCAAAUGAGUAUUUUGACCACAUCAUCCUCUUUAUGCAUGUUGUCUUACUCCAAGCUGUAUAGGCUCGAAAGCCUACUACCAAUUAAGCAUAUUAGGUGAUGUGCAUCUCUGUAAUGAGAAGGGGUGUGGUCUAAUGACAUCAACACCCUAUAUCAGGUGUGCAUAAUUAUUAGGCAACUUCCUUUCCUUUGGCAAAAUGGGUCAAAAGAAGGACUUGACAGGCUCAGAAAAGUCAAAAAUAGUGAGAUAUCUUGCAGAGGGAUGCAGCACUCUUAAAAUUGCAAAGCUUCUGAAGCGUGAUCAUCGAACAAUCAAGCGUUUCAUUCAAAAUAGUCAACAGGGUCGCAAGAAGCGUGUGGAAAAACCAAGGCGCAAAAUAACUGCCCAUGAACUGAGAAAAGUCAAGCGUGCAGCUGCCACGAUGCCACUUGCCACCAGUUUGGCCAUAUUUCAGAGCUGCAACAUCACUGGAGUGCCCAAAAGCACAAGGUGUGCAAUACUCAGAGACAUGGCCAAGGUAAGAAAGGCUGAAAGGCGACCACCACUGAACAAGACACACAAGCUGAAACGUCAAGACUGGGCCAAGAAAUAUCUCAAGACUGAUUUUUCUAAGGUUUUAUGGACUGAUGAAAUGAGAGUGAGUCUUGAUGGGCCAGAUGGAUGGGCCCGUGGCUGGAUUGGUAAAGGGCAGAGAGCUCCAGUCCGACUCAGACGCCAGCAAGGUGGAGGUGGAGUACUGGUUUGGGCUGGUAUCAUCAAAGAUGAGCUUGUGGGGCCUUUUCGGGUUGAGGAUGGAGUCAAGCUCAACUCCCAGUCCUACUGCCAGUUCCUGGAAGACACCUUCUUCAAGCAGUGGUACAGGAAGAAGUCUGCAUCCUUCAAGAAAAACAUGAUUUUCAUGCAGGACAAUGCUCCAUCACACGCGUCCAAGUACUCCACAGCGUGGCUGGCAAGAAAGGGUAUAAAAGAAGAAAAUCUAAUGACAUGGCCUCCUUGUUCACCUGAUCUGAACCCCAUUGAGAACCUGUGGUCCAUCAUCAAAUGUGAGAUUUACAAGGAGGGAAAACAGUACACCUCUCUGAACAGUGUCUGGGAGGCUGUGGUUGCUGCUGCACGCAAUGUUGAUGGUGAACAGAUCAAAACACUGACAGAAUCCAUGGAUGGCAGGCUUUUGAGUGUCCUUGCAAAGAAAGGUGGCUAUAUUGGUCACUGAUUUGUUUUUGUUUUGUUUUUGAAUGUCAGAAAUGUAUAUUUGUGAAUGUUGAGAUGUUAUAUUGGUUUCACUGGUAAUAAUAAAUAAUUGAAAUGGGUAUAUAUUUGUUUUUUGUUAAGUUGCCUAAUAAUUAUGCACAGUAAUAGUCACCUGCACACACAGAUAUCCCCCUAACAUAGCUAUAACUAAAAACAAACUAAAAACUACUUCCAAAAAUAUUCAGCUUUGAUAUUAAUGAGUUUUUUGGGUUCAUUGAGAACAUGGUUGUUGUUCAAUAGUAAAAUUAAUCCUCAAAAAUACAACUUGCCUAAUAAUUCUGCACUCCCUGUAUAGAGGCUGCAAUGACCUUUUUAUUUUUUUUAUGCAUCAUUAUACCCAUGUAGGAUAUUUGUUGUCAUGGUGCAUGCAUGUAUCCCAAUUCAUAGAAAAAUACAAAUAGAUCAAAUUAAAAUAAUGGCCCUAGGUGAAUUACUUUUAAUACAUAGUGUGGCUUGCAGAACUAGACCUUCAAGGUAAAACCCCAAAAAAUGCUUCUAGUUUAUAUACAUUGAAUGUAUUCGCUUUAAUCCACCAGCUCUUCUUCUUAGGGCUGGGAAGAAUGCAAAUGGCAAGGAGCCAGGGCAGAGAGAAACUACUGCUGGGAGAAUUUUCUGUCUUCCAACACACUCCAGGUAAGGUCUUCUUGCAAGAGUUCGUCAUUGUGUGACUGCAUGCCCCAUAAAUGUAUUUAACUCUAUACCUAAAAGCAUUGGGCUUAGUUUGUAUAAUUGUGGGAGUGUGUGUUUGGUUACCUUUGGAAGCCAAACUUGUGCUUUUAGACAUGGUCAUGGUGCAAGCAGUGGUGUAUUUAGGAUUUGGGCUGCCCUAGGCAGGACGGUGCUUGGGCCCCCUCCCCCACCCCCAAAUUUAAAUUUUCCUCACCCCUUCCUGUCAAGGCCACACUUUGACAGACGCAUACACUCACUGACAGACGCACACUCUCAUAUACACUGACAAACAAUGACACACACACUGACAGACGCACGCACUCACUGACCGACACAUACACACUCACAUUCACUCACAGACACACACACAUUCACUCACAGACACACACACAUUCACUCACAUACACACGGACACAUACAUACACAAUCACUCACAUACACACUGACAGACAGACAGACAUACAUAAUCAAAAAAAAGAAAAAACAUAGCAACAGUGAAAGAGAGAAAAGUCCUUUACUGGAGUUGAGUAGGUUGCAGGGUAUUGGGGCAUAACCCAGACUGGAGUCAGUCAAGUUCGAUAUUGAAAGCAUUAAGAAUGUGGAUCUUGACCUAUAUCCUAACAUGAACCUUACCAAACACGAGGGUAGAGCCCUUCAUUCCCUCAAAAUGGAUAGGGAGAUUACCAUCAAGCCGGCAGACAAGGGUCGGAAACAUAGUUAUUAUGAAGUCAAUUAACUAGGUAAAAAUGGCCCUUAAAAUCUUGGACGAUAGGAAUACCUAUCGUAUACUCCAAACGGACCCUACCAACUCUUUUUUUGAGGAAUAUAAAUCGAUCUUGGAUGUAGGUCACAGUAGAGGGCUGCUAUCCAUGGAGGAAUAUGAAUUUAUCCUCAAUAAGAACCCUAGGAUAGUGACAUUUUACUGCCUACCAAAAAUCCACAAAAACAAACUGGAUCCCCCGGGAUGCCCAAUUGUGUCAGGCAUAAAUUGUCUCUCACAAAAUGGGAGCAUUUACUUAGACAAAAUCUUGCGCCCAUUUGUGGAGUCCCUACCGUCCUUUAUUCAGGACACCAAGCAGACCCUGGCACUUCUCUCGAACCUUAAGCUCUCUGAACCUGUGAACCUAUGUAGCCUGGAUGUAGAGGGUUUUUUACUCCUCAAUACCUCACGAGGGAGGUAUACAACAUGUCCAGUACUACCUCGAGAAAAGAGGAACAAAUUAUUCUGCUUUGGAACUACUCAGAUUUGUUCUUACACACUAUUUUCUAUUCAAUGACAGGUUCUGCCACCAGGUGCGGGGAACAGCGAUGGGGGACAGCUUGUGCCCCAUCAUAUGCAAAUCUGCACCUGGGAUGGUGGGAGGAAACAGUCAUUAGAUCAGCCAAACUUUCAUCCUUUGCCCUUAUGAUACAUCUAUCGUUUUGUGGCUCUUCUAAAUGAAAAUGACUGUAAUCUUAGGUUCACCUCUGAGUUCGGUGGGAAAACUCAAUUUUUUGGAUUUGACUGUCUCUAUUGACAACCAAUUAUCCAUUCAAACCACUCUCUUCAAAAAACCUACCACUUCAAAUAGCCUUUUAGACUGGGGUAGCUUCCAUCCAAAACCCUUAAAACAAGGCAUUCCUAUAGGCCAAUAUUUAAGGGCCCGUAGGAAUUGCAGUACCAUUCACGAAUUUAAAAUUCAAGCUGACAAGCCUGCGACAGCAGUUUAAGGAUAACGGCUAUCCCAAUCGGUGCUGGAAGAAAGCAUACAGAAGAACUUUAGAGUCAGACAGAGAGACUCUAUUGAGCAACAACAAACCUGCGACACCUACUCUCUUUCCUCCUCGUAUGAUUGCAACUUAUGACGCUGGAUGGGAUAGAGUGAAAUCCGGUAUUCAGAGGUUCUGGCCCCUUCUAACAGGGGAUAUUCAUCUUAAAAAGAUUUUGGGACAAAGAGUGGAAAUGGCGGCACGUAGAGGCAAAAAUUUAAGAGACCUUUUAGUUCCUAGCCACUUUCAAUCACCACGCCCUGACACAAAGACCUGGCUCAACAGGCCUAUCACUGGCACAUUCCAAUGCGGGCGCUGUGUCGCCUGCAAGUAUAUAAAACGUGACUCCAAGAAGGUAUCUGAUAGUGAAAACAAAUAGCCCUCAGGGUUAGUGUAUUUGCUUACUUGCGAAUGUGAUUGUAAAUAUGUAGGAGAAACUUUUUGUCCUUUUAAAGAGAGGAUUAAAGAAUAUGUCAGGUCACCUAAACUCCCUAUUGAAACGCCAAUUGCUCGUCACCUGAAGGAACAUCAUUCAGGUCACACGGCCUGCGGUUUUGUGGGCUAGAAUUAGUAAAACGUGUCAAGAGGAGAGGUGACUAUGACAGGUUCUUAAGGCAAUGUAAAAAUUUUUGGAUCUAUAGGCUCAAAACUCUACAGCCCAAGGGGUUGAAUGGUUUUUCCUUUGCACCAUUUAUUUGAAACCUGUGUAAGUUUCUGUAAACCUUUUGAAUUCAAACUUUUUUUUUUUUUCUUUUUUUUUAAAGAGAGAAUACUUUUGAGUAGUGCCUAAGAACAAACUGGUAAACUGACUAAUCAGCAAAGAACUAGUGAUAACGUAAUAUUGGUUGUACCAGGAAAAAGAUGGUUACAUUUAUCACAUCAUAUUGGACUUUCUUGAUAGCUUUUGGGAUAGUUCUUUUAAAUCUCUCCCUGAGCAUUUGAUAUUUAAGAAACUCCUCGUUUAUUUAAGAUGGGAUAUAGCCAUGGACUAGGGGUUACAUUCUGAAUUAGAUGUAACUUAAUAAUCCCCCUAUUGAUCUAGGAGCCUGACUUAAAGAUUAUCAGCAUUAUUACCGUUUGCUCCCUUCACAAUAUUUUAAUAACCUACUUCUCUGUUUAUGUCCAUCACUUACACAUAUGCUUUUUUCGUUUGAUCAGCUUAAUCUGUUAAAAUUGAUUACAAAUACUACUCAUUGUUCCCUGAAUUAGGAUCACUUAGGAUCCAGCUCUCUAUUUGGCAAAAAGGGAGUUAAUUCAUCCCCUAUGCCGAUUUGAGGCUCAUGCCACUCAUUUCCCUAUUCCCCGCCCACCGACUGACGAUGACGUCAUGGAUCUGAUGGGCGGAGAUUAUAGGGUUUAAAAUGUAUCGCCUUUUCACACUCCGGUAAGCCCUUGACAAUGGCGCAUUCUGGCGCCGAAACGCGCAUUGAGUUUUACCGAAAUCACUGGGUCUUUUACUUAGGACGUCUACCCGUUUCUCUGUAUAUAACUGGGAGGGGAAGUUUGUACUUAUUGCUUAUUAGGACUUAGGUUUUCAGCUCCUACUUACUGUCUAUCCGCAAACCUAGGUACUCUACCAGGUUACUUCUAAUAUUAUUUAGCAAUAGCAGCUAAGUGACUAUCCGUAGAUAUCAGGCUAUGUAAAUAUUUUAUGGGCAGAUUUCUUCGGCUGGCGAUAUAAUAGGCCAUUUACCAGGAUUAAUCCGGUCCUUAUACAGCAUAGAUCGACUCUACAUGCCGUAGGUAGACAGGGUUCACGUACAAGGAUCCAGCGAUCUGGAUCGUGAUGGGCUUAGAUUGAUCGGUAUAGAGAAUUUAUAGUUCUCACUUAGGUCCGGCCAGACUUAUUUACUGUCGAUUUCUUUUUGUUUAAUAAAAAAUUCAGAUCAGGGUGGUGCAGUAGACAUUGCUUACCUAGAUUUCAGUAAGGCUUUUGACACUGUUGCACAUAGAAGGCUUAUCAAUAAACUGCAAUCUUUAAGUUUGGAUUCCAAUAUUGUUGAAUGGGUAAGGCAGUGGCUGAGUGACAGGCAACAGAGGGUUGUAGUUAAUGGAAUAUAUUCGAAGCUUGGACUUGUCACCAGUGGGGUACCUCAGGGAUCUGUACUUGGACCCAUUCUCUUUAAUAUUUUUAUUAGUGAUAUUGCAGAAGGUCUUGAUGGUAAGGUAUGUCUUUUUGCUGAUGAUACUAAGAUAUGUAACAGGGUUGAUGUCCCAGGAGGGAUAAGCCAAAUGGCAAAUGAUUUAGGUAAACUAGAAAAAUGGUCAGAAUUGUGGCAACUGACAUUUAAUGUGGAUAAGUGCAAGAUAAUGCAUCUUGGACGUAAAAACCCAAGGGCAGAGUACAGAAUAUUUAUUUAUAAAAUAUUUUACAAAUAAGAUUUAGGGGUGAUUAUUUCUGAUGACUUAAAGGUAGGCAGACAAUGUAAUAGAGCAGCAGGAAAUGCUAGCAGAAUGCUUGGUUGUAUAGGGAGAGGUAUUAGCAGUAGAAAGAGGGAAGUGCUCAUACCAUUGUACAGAACACUGGUGAGACCUCACUUGGAGUAUUGUACGCAGUACUGGAGACCGUAUCUCCAGAAGGAUAUUGAUACCUUAGAGAGGGUUCAGAGAAGGGCUACUAAACUGGUUCAUGGAUUGCGGGAUAAAACUUACCAGGAAAGGUUAAAGGAUCUUAACAUGUAUAGCUUGGAGAAAAGACGAGACGGGGGGGAUAUGAUAGAAACAUUUAAAGACAUAAAGGGAAUCAACACAGUAAAGGAGGAGACUAUAUUUAAAAGAAGAAAAACUACCACAACAGGAGGACAUAGUCUUAAAUUAGAGGGACAAAGGUUUAAAAAUAAUAUCAGGAAGUGUUACUUUACUAGUGGAUGCAUGGAAUAGCCUUUCAGCUGAAGUGGUAGAGGUUAACACAGUAAAGGAGUUUAAAUGACCACUCUAGGCACCCAGACCACUUCAGCUUAAUGAAGUGGUCUGGGUGCCAGGUCCAGCUAGGAUUGACCCAUUUUUUUAGAGAAACUGCUAUGCUUACAAAUGGGUUAAUCCUUCCUCCAAUUCCUCUAGGGGCUGUCUCAUUGACAGCCGCUAGAGGCGCUUGCGUGAUUCUCACUGUGUAUGUUUUCCUGGCACUAUAGUGGUCCUUUAAGCAUGCGUGGGAUAGGCAUAAGGCUAUCCUAACUAUAAGAUAAGGCCAGGAACUAAUGAAAGUAUUUAGAAAAUUGGGCAGACUAGAUGGGCCGAAUGGUUCUUAUCUGCCGUCACAUUCUAUGUUUCUAUGUUACACACUGACAGACAUACAUACACAUACUGACAGCCAGACACACACAAUCACUCAGACAUACACACACUGACAGCCCCCCUCCCCAAUCAUUAACCGGUUACUUUUAUUAUUAUUUUUUUUAGUUUAAAUCCACCCAGCCUCCCUACCUUUUACCUGGGGUCUAGUGGGAAGGGAGGGAGGCAUACAGGCGGUUGUCCGGCUAAAAAUGCGGGCAGCGCUGGCGAGGGAGCACUGAUUAGUGAGCUCUCUGCUAAGCUCCCUUGGGCGCCUCAGAGUGAUGCCAGGAGCCGAAAUAUGAUGUCAUAUUCCGGCUCCCGGCAUCACUCUGCGGCGCGUGAGGGAACUGAGCAGAGAGCUCAGGGGAAAGUGCUCCCUCGCCAGCGCCGCCCGACCGGAUUUUUAGCCGGACAACCGCCUGCCUGGACUGUUAGCUGCCAGGCUAACAAGGCAUUUGCCCAGGCAUUUGGGGGCGGCAUUUUAUUGCCGCCCCCUGGAAAUUUCCGCCCAAGGCAAAUGCCUUGUUUGCCUCGCGGCUAAUACGUCCCUGGGUGCAAGCAAUGUGUAUAUGCAGUGUUUCAAGUCUAUACAGAGCAAUUUUUGUGCCAGGGCGUAUUUGUACCCCCUGGCUGACAUAGUUUGCCUAGAUCUCUGCUCCGCACUAACUAAUGUGAGUCCAUGCACUGCACGCUGGUGACUGACAUUAUGAGCUUUUUGUCUUCUCAGUUCUGUGAAAGUCUCGCCGUUCUGGUACAUGCACACCAAACACACAUGCAAUUGCUUCUCAUAGAGAAGCAUUUAAUCCAAUGAUUGUCAAUCAGAGGAAGUUGUUUGGCUCAUCACAGUGAUUGCUCCUCAUGCAGAAGUCCCUUAGCAUGCAAAACAAGCUGGCAAGUUGAACACAGAAAAUAAAAUAAGAAGCCCGUGAAUUACUGCUAAAAAUUAACACGUAGUUUGAAGGACAAAGGGAAAUUCAUCUAUUUAGUUGCACUAUUCUUUAAUCAAAAUAUUGUUGUUCACAAGAGUGUCAGGCUUUCAGCUUGCUUACCUGAAUGCUCAGCUCUGAGUACUGCGAUCUCCCCCGGCAUUGCUACGGACGCAGCACGCUUCCGUGCGUAUUGUUUACAUACGCAGCUGAAAUACCCACGGGAUUCGGCACAUACCAAUGACGUCAGGGGUCAGUGUAGGAGGGUCAGGUACCCCCCUCGAAUAGUGGUAAACUCCAAACGACUUUCAUGCAAUCACAGAUAGCUUAUGCCUACAUAUGCUCACCUCUCCCAUUCCUUGUUGCCCUGUUGUGUUUAUUUUGUAGCCCAGUAGCGUGUGCCUUCUGUAGAGUUGUUUGGUACCUUGACCGGCUCUUGUAUUCCGUUUAUCCUGCUCUAUUAUGCAUUGACCUCGGCUUGUUAAUCGUUAUUCCUUACCUCUGUAAUCCUUUGACCUGGGCUUCUAUACUGACUGCUUAUUUGUAUAACCCUGCUAUUCUAAGGACCAGUAUUACAAAUAUUCUUGUUUGUGAUUCUGUCUGUGUGUUCAGGUUCCCGGAUUCCUGACAGUCAGUAAAUAGGAAUAUACUACCACUGGUGCUCACAGCGGGACCUAAAUAACUUGUAUAACUUCAGGGCAAAAUUAUACAGGCUGCACAAUGGAACCAAUAUCAACUUAGAAGUGUGUUUAUAUGAAUAUGCUGCCAACUCCUCAUACAUGAUUAAGGCCACAAGGCUGGAAUGUUGUAGAUUUGUUUUUUUUUAUCUCUCAUGUGACAAUAAACUUGUAAGUUGCAGUUGCUGCUACUGUGUAGCCUGCACAAUUUUGCCCUAGUCUUUUGCAAGAUGAUUGCAACUUAGAAUCCAUUCACGCAGAGAGGCAUAAAAGAAAGAAACAAGCCACUCCAGGAAAUACCAUAAAGCCUGGAACACCAAUGAUUGUCAGAAUGUCAAAUUUUGGAGUGAAAAUUUGGUUGAUUACUUUGUAUCAAGAAGUUUGUAACUUGUGAUGCAGGACCCUUAUAUGAAGAAUGAAAUUCAACUAAUGCCAUUUUUGCUCUUUCACUCUACUUACUGCUUCAGAUCAUGAGCCCGUAACAUUUCUCCAUACAUGAAGCCUAUUAUAGAAUUUAGUUUCUAUGUGUUCAAUAAUGUUUGUGUUGUUUAUUGCUGUAGAUGUUGAGGAAUAUGAAAGAACAAUUUGCAGAACAUCUGCUUGGAGCAGGCUUUGUGAGCAGCAGAAAUGCAAAAGAUCCCAAGUCUAAUAUAAAUUCAGGUAUGUUUGUGUGUGUGUGUGGUCUGUAACACAAUAAUCCAGUGUGUUCAACUUUCUUUGCUUUUACCUAUCAUAACUUUGUUUUUGUUUACAGAUAAUGAAAAACUCAUUAAAGCUGUUAUUUGUGCUGGUUUAUAUCCAAAAGUGGCGAAGAUCCGACCCAGCUUCGGUAAAAAGAGGCAAAUGUGAGUUUGGUGAUUUAGCUACUGUUAGAUAUGACUGUGUCGUCUCUUUUAAAAAAAAAAAAGUUAUGUCUACAUAAAUAGCUUUUGUUUAAUUCACCUAAGGACCAUGAAAAUUAAGGCUGCAUUGCAUGUACAGAUGAGAGCUACACUGAUACAAAUUCUUACAACGGUUAAUAAAUUGACCCUGACAUUUCUUUUUAAUGUACUUCUUAUCCUAGGGUAAAGGUAUAUACAAAAUCUGAUGGCAAGGUCAGCAUUCACCCAAAGUCUGUCAACGUUGAUGAAAGUGAGUUUCACUACUCUUGGCUUGUCUACCAUUUGAAGAUGAGAACCACCAGUGUAAGUGUAAAAUCUGUCUGUAUUCUGGACUUUUCUUAAAGUGUUGUAACUAGUUUUGCGUUCAUUGAGGAAGAAGGAAAUUAAAGAUGGGUUAAACAGCUUCCUACUUUUAUGACCACUGCAGAAUUUUAACCCAUUAGUGAUGAAGGUUUUUUGCUACUCUGUCUUUUCGCGACUUUGCUAUGUGUAUAUUCCACUGCACUUUACUCAUUUUUUUGAUUAAACCAUUAAAUGGUGUGUGUGUGUGUGUGUAUAUGUAUGUGUAUAUGUAGAAAGUGGUCCCACCAGUGUUUUUAACGAAGAGCAUACUUCUCAUUUAACCCUUUUCUCACCAACCUCUUGCAAGAGUUUAGAAAAGUUGUCACGACAAACUACAGACACGUAAUUUUAACGUUUUGACUGACUGACUGUGCUAAUGCCUCUUGAGAUAAAAUAGAAGACCCAGCUGCACUUUGCCACUAUCUUGUCAUACUGUUUGCAAAGGACAACAAGAACUAUUUAAUAAGGGACAUUUUGAGCCUUUUCACCAAUAUAUGCCAAAUGUAGCAGUAAAUUGGAUGUAUUAUUCCACCCACAUAGCUAUUAAAGUAUAAUGCUUUGUUUCCCAGAUUCUGUCUAUUUUUAACAUGCAGUGACCAUCCCUUUACAGAUUUACCUGUAUGAUUGCACAGAGGUGUCUCCAUACUCAUUGCUUUUCUUUGGAGGAGAGAUCUCUAUAAACAAGGAUAAAGACCAGGAUACUAUUGCUGUAGAUGAAUGGAUUGUGUUCCAAUCACCUGCAAAGACUGCUCAUUUAGUCAAGGUAAUGUGCCAUCCAAGAAAAUAUGGCAGAUGAAAAAAAAAAAAAAAGCAUUGCUUUCAUAAAAAUUCACACCUUCUUUGAAAUGAUUGUUUUGUUCUUUGCUCUUUUUGGUAGGCUUUUUUCAUCUUUAUCUGCAUGUCAAUUGACUUGGAAAAUGUUUUUAAGUAGAGAAGUGAAGAGAUUUAGCCCCAUGGGUUGCUAGGUGCCCCGUCUAACAAAGCUAUACAGGAUUAUCCAAUAGAUUUCACAUUUUUUAAAUCCAAAGUAGUCAAACUGGAAGCAAAGCUGGCUUGGAGAUUUUUUUUCCACAAUUCUUACUUUAGGGAACAUUCUAAUAAUAUUUAAAGAAUAAAACGUAUUUAAAAAUUACAAACAUAUUGAUGCUUUUUAGUCUUGCAUCUGUUGUUAAACUUGUUUGCAUUUACUAACAAACUACUAGGCGAAUUAGAUGAUAAAUUGCCUUUGUGGGAGGAAAUAUUCUUUAUUUGUCGAAAAAAAAAAAUUAAAUUGCAGAGGAGUAUUGAAAGAGGGGAGAGGGAACAUAUAGUAGUAAGACACUGGACUUUAAUAUAUCAUAGGGAAUUACUAUAUUUCAAGCCAGUUCGGCCUUUGUGUACCGCUUACCAUGCGUUUCUUUAAUAUAUUGAAGCUGGGCAUAAAUAUAGCCAGACCCACCAGAAACUGCCAAAGCAAAAUUCUAUAUAUAAGUUUGAGGAAUUCUUUUGGACUUUCCAUUAGAAGGUAAUAUUUACAUCUUCCUAUUGUACUUAUUUUAAUUUCAAGUGAUAACUAUGCAUUAUUUUAUCUUUUUAUUUUUUUUAUUUGUAUAUUUCAGGAUUUGAAAUCAGAACUUGAUGUCCUUUUAGAAGAGAAGAUUAAAAAUCCUCAGCCUGUGGACUGGAAUGAAACAAAAUCCAGAGACUGUGCUGUUCUCUCUGCCAUCAUUGAUCUGAUAACCACGCAAGAGAGUGGAGUAACUAAGAACUUUGCCCCUAGGUUCCAGAAUCAAUAUUACAAUUGAUUACUGGGCAGCUUCUGCACGAGAACUCUUGCACUCUCAAUAUUCCCACAAUGUUCUGUAAACUCCAAGCACCUGUUGUAAAUAUCUACCCAUGAACAUGCUGACAUUUCAUACGUAGAGAUGCCAUACAUAUCGGUUGCAGGUUAUUAGUAUUAAAAUAAACAGAUACCAUCCUCUGUGAAUUAAACAUUUACUGCCAGUGGGCCAGCAUUUAGCAGCUUUGUUAUUCCCUGUGAAACUGUAAUCAUGCCGACUUUAGAACGUUACUUUUAAGGCUGAAUUAUACUUACCGUUUCUUUCAUUUUCAUAAAUCAAAUAGCAAUUUGAUUGCAUAAUUCUUUUUUUUUCUUUUUCUGAGAUGUACUGUAUUGGACAGUAUGCCUGCCAUGAUACUGGCAGCUAUUGUGUUUAAUAUGUGAGGAGAGGAAAAAAGCACAUAUCUUCUCCUAAAAAGGCAGGCAUUUUUAUACACGUACAAUAUAUGUGUAUAUUGAGAUAAAUGUUAGUCUGUGUGUUUUUUUUUUUUUGUUUUUUUUUUGUAGUUUGAGUGCCUCUUAUUUAUACUGUGGAUACAAGCCUCACAUGUGUUAUCAAUUUGAUUUAUAUAGAGCAGGGGUCCUCAAACUCCGGCCCCCCAAAUAUUGCUGAACUACAACUCCCAUGAUUCUUUGAAUUACAUAGAUAGCCAGAGAAUCAUGGGAGUUGAAGUACAGCAACAUCUGGGGGGCCGGAGUUUGAGGACCCCUGAUACAGAGAUUUCUGCAAUAAAGGUAAUGGCCAGGUCCUCCUGUCAAUUAUAAAUGAAAACAAAAAUCCUUGCCUGUAGUUUAGAUUUCCUGUUUCUAGUACUUAAAUGCAUAUUGUGUUGUUUUGUUGGUUUUUUUUUUUUUCUUUUGGUGGGGUGGUUUUAUUGUGGUCAAAAAUCUGCCGACUCCCAUUAAUUUAUGCAUACAUUGUCUGCCUUACACUUAUGUCUGAUAAAGCCAUUACAUUUUUUUUGUGUGUGUGGUCACAUCUGAGGAUUUAGUCAUCCCUGUGUGUUAAUAACAUUGCUUUGUUGGCCACUUCAUACUGCCAUGGCAUCUCUAUAACCCAAAGAUGGUCAGAAAAUGAAAAAAAAAAAAAAACAUAUUAAUGAACAUAUAUAUCUCUGUUGCAUAUGUUCUGUGGUAGAACUAGCCACCUUAAUUCAGUGGGGAAAGUUGUAGGCCAUGUAAAAUUCAUUUAAAGUUAAUCAUGUCGAAGUGAUUUUGUAGGUGUAAUUUCUCUUUAAAGCAAAAUAAAAUGUUUUGGAAGAUUAUACACAAGUAUAAAUCAUCUUCAAUCACACAGAAUUCCGCUCCCCUAGCAAUUCCUGUAAUCUUGUACCAAAUCAUCUGACAACCAAUACUUUUCACAGUUAGAAGUAAUCAUAGUGUUUUUCUAUAGCUAUUUCCAGGGCAUCGGGAAAAAAAGCUCAAAAGUAUUCUGUAGAAUUACAACUUUUUGUGUACAUUUGUUAUU
Molecule: messenger RNA, 49765 nt
Organism: Pelobates cultripes (western spadefoot toad)
Lineage: Eukaryota; Metazoa; Chordata; Amphibia; Anura; Pelobatidae
Source: the annotation of a GenBank genome assembly